AUGCAGACCUCCUCCGUCCCUGCCUCCCCUCUCACGGACGGACAGUUAGUACGCCUGCUAUGUGGCCUCAAGGAUUUGUUUGCCACUUUGCAUGCGUGUGGCAAGUAGCAGCGCCUUGGGAGCACCAGUGAGAGUUGGAGGGUUAGGAGAUCCAUUCCCUGUGUCUGCAGUCAUGGGAUUGUUGUCUAUCACAUGACGGUGUAUGUUUUCAUUCCACAGAGUGGGAAGUGACGGAGACAGAAUGUUUGUGUUCCUGUGUUCCGUGAAGUGGGAUUAUUGUCCUUUGUUCUUUCUCCUUGCUGUCUGAUGCUAGAGAGAGAGGGAACCAUGUUGCAGUGCUCCGUGUGUGUUUAUAUGUAAAUAAAGUAGAUUAGCCAACAUGCUGAGUUGCUGAGGUCUGUCAUGCAUGAUGCGCAAACUCUGUGGAUCUCUAAGUGUGCCGGUGUCGGUUGGCAUCGGUCGCUGUGAUGUUCCAGCUGAAGAAAGCUUAUGAAGCUCCUGAACGAUCGACCAGGAGGGAGAGAACAUGCCAGUUGGGCAUGUGUCUCUGCCAGGGUCCUACUCGAGGAUAGGCUGAGCUCCUGACACCCACCAGCCCUGAUCUCGGUGUUGUGGGUCCAUGUGUGUGUCCCGCUUGCGGUCCCACCAACGGGUGUGGCUGGUCAAUUGCAAACCUGGAGCAAGGCUUUCUCUGUAAUGGCACCCAGUUGUGGAACACUCUCCCCUCAGAGGCAUGGACUGCUACAACACUGAUGCACUCCCUCCAUCUUAAGUUUCCAGCCUAGUUUUUCAGCCUCUGUCUGAAUUGGUUGUUGGCAUCCAUUCUAUCUCAGGAGACAAUGGAGGAGUGUGCCUUUGCAGGUGAGGUCAAACUGUUGGGGACUUACAGCGCCUGCUGUGGCUGUAGAAACUGAUGCAGAAGAGACAUGUUUUGUUGAAGCUGGGGCAGAUGAAGGCACCCUGUUGUGCUGCUGCAGGCGCGCUGCGGCUUUUCUUCUCUCUGUGCUCCUCCCAGCGGCCAUUUUUCCUCUGGUCACUGCUAUGGAUGCACAACCUGAGUGUCUGUCUCCAGGCACUGCGGUUGUCCGCAUGGGAUUCCCACACAGCAGGCUUAACGUUGGCAACCUUUUCGGUACUGGCCCCGACUUGGUAGAACACUCUGUCACAAGAGACCAGGGCCCUGCGGGAUUUGACAUCUUUCCUCAGGGCCUGCAAGAUGGAGCUGUUCCGCCUGGCCUUCCGCUUGGACUCACUCUGACCCCUUAUAUGGGAUUUGGUAUACAGUCAUACCUCGGAAUAAAUAUGCUUCAGGAUAAGUAUUUUCGGGUUGCGCUCUGCGGUGACCCGGAAGUAAUGGAGCGAGUUACUUCUGGGUUUUGCCGCUUGUACAUGUGCAGAUGGUCAAAAUGACGUCACGCACAUGCGUGGAAAUGGCAAAAUGUGACCUGCGCAGAUGCAGAGUCGCAUCUUACGCUCUAUUCAGGAUGCGAACAGGGCUCCGGAAUGGAUCCCGUUCGCAUCCCAAGGUACCACUGUAUAAAUGUUCCCUUGGCGUUUUUGCUGGCCCAUGUAGAACCAGCAUGGAUAGCUGGCUCAGGUGAAUAUCUGAUGUUUCCUCCCUUUAUGGUCUUGAUUUAUGGUCUACUACUAAAAUGAGGCUGCAUUUUAAGCAGAAUUUUAAGCUGUAUUUUAAGCCGUAUUUUAAUUAACUGGUUUUUCCCCCUAUUAUGUUUUAUUGUAAUUUAUAUUCGGCGUUAGCCACCCUGAGCCCGGCCCUGGCAGGGGAGGGCGGGAUAUAAAGAAAAAAAUAUUAUUAUGAUGAUGAUGAUGAUGAUGAUGAUGUUUGCAGGGUUGGUCUGCCAACUGGCCUGGUGCCAGAAGCCAGCUCCCCAUAGAGCACAUCCUUGGGCAUCCUGCCAUCUUCCACUCUGUGGACAGGACCAAGCCAGCAUAGACGUCGCUAAGACAGGAGUGCGAACGUGCUGGGAGUAUGGGCCUGGAAGAGAACUUCUUUGUUCGAGACUCUGUCCUGCCACGGGAGGAUGUCCAGAAUCUUCCUGCCACAGUGCCUGGGAAGGCGUUGAGGCUUUGCUUCUGGCCGUUGUAAGUUGCCCACGACUCAGUGUGGCGUAGUGGUUAAGAACGGUGGACUCGUAAUCUGGUGAACCGGGUUCGCUUCCCUGCUCCUCCACACGCAGCUGCUGGGUGACCUUGGGCUAGUCACACUUCUUUGAAGUCUCUCAGCCUCACUCACCUCACAGAGUGUUUGUUGUGGGUGAGGAAGGGAAAGGAGAAUGUUGGCCACUUUGAGACUCCUGAGGGUAGUGAUAAAGCAGGAUAUCAAAUCCAAACUCUUCUUCACUUCCAUAAAGCAGCAUGUUCCAACACCCAGGCUUGGUCCAGUCGACCUUCAUCUCGGUAUUGGACGUUAACCUCAGUAAUCUGCUAGGAUUGCUGCAAUUUUAUUGGUGAUUUCACUCAGCUGUUAACCCAUCCAAAAACAAAUGUUGUAAAGCUGGCUAUAAAUCUGUCAAAUAAAUAAUAAGUUAAGCAUUUCCACACAUGCACACGGCACAAUCUGGACAGAAUCUCCCCUUCUCUCCCUGGUACCUUUUUUGGGGGGUGGGGGGGUGGGGAGAAUGCAAACUAUUAAGAACAAUCUGGACAUGCAAACUUGUUUCAACCUUUGGAUCAUCCUUGCUGAAUCAGGGAGCUUAUAUAUUAGGAACACACUGAAGGCAUUAGGAAAGAUGGCUUAGCAGGCAUAGACAUAGAACAUAGAAUCAUAGAGUUGGAAGAGACCACAAGGGCCAUUGAGUCCAACCCCCUGCCAAGCAGGAAACACCAUCAGAGGACUCCUGACAUAUGGUUGUCAAGCCUCUGCUUAAAGACCUCCAAAGAAGGAGACUCCACCACACUCCUUGGCAGCAAAUUCCACUGCCGAACAGCUCUUACUGUCAGGAAGUUCUUCCUAAUGUUUAGGUGGAAUCUUCUUUCUUGUAGUUUGGAUCCAUUGCUCCGUGUCCGCUUCUCUGGAGCAGCAGAAAACAACCUUUCUCCCUCCUCUAUGUGACAUCCUUUUCUAUAUUUGAACAUGGCUAUCAUAUCACCCCUUAACCUCCUCUUCUCCAGGCUAAACAUGCCCAGCUCCCUUAGCCGUUCCUCAUAAGGCAUCGUUUCCAGGCCUUUGACCAUUUUGGUUGCCCUCCUCUGGACACGUUCCAGUUUGUCAGUGUCCUUCUUGAACUGUGGUGCCCAGAACUGGACACAGUACUCCAGGUGAGGUCUGACCAGAGCAGAAUACAGUGGCACUAUUACUUCCCUUGAUCUAGAUGCUAUACUCCUAUUGAUGCAGCCCAGAAUUGCAUUGGCUUUUUUAGCUGCCGCGUCACACUGUUGGCUCAUGUCAAGUUUGUGGUCAACCAAGACAUAAUCAGUCCAACCAUAAUUGGUCCAACCAAUCAUCAUCAUAAUCAUCAUAUAUUUAUAUCCCGCUUUCCCCCGACUUAUAGAUGAAAAUAAGAACCACUAAAAACAUAGAAAAAAAUCAUUUAAAAUUGGUAGCAUUAAAACCAUCUAUCUUUUUAUAUGUAAUCUAUUAAAUGCAUACACUGUGAGAUGAGCCAUUGGCCCGACCCAUCUUCUAUAUAUAUAUUUUUUAAAUUAGAUUUUCUGUUUUACAAUUAAAAUGCUCAUUUCAACAUCCUUGAGAUAUCAAUGACUUCCCUUCUUCUCUUUCCAUGGUUCAUUUUGCACAUCAUAAAUCCCUGCAUAUUUUACAAAAACUAAACCAUUCAGUAUUCCAUUAUUGCAUCCAUCAAAACUUAUUUAUGCUGCUGAAUUUAUCUUAAUGCUACCAACAUUUUCAGCUGUACACAAUUUCCCCCUAUAUAUCCAAUAAACGUUUCCCAAUCUAAACGUAUGUUCUUCUUGUUCUCUUAUUCUAUAUGUUAAGUCUGUGAGUUGUGCAUAUUUUGUCAACUUAAGUUGCCAUUCUUCUUUGGUUGGGACCUCGCUCGUUUUCCAUUUUGGGGCUAACAAAACACGGACCGCAGUAGUAGCAUACAUAAAUAACCUUUUUUUACACCUGUUUUUUCUUCCUCUUCUUCUGUUCUUAUAGUGAUGUGAUUGUGCAACGGCAGCCUCACACUUCCAAGUGCAAAAAAUUGAUCCUAUUUUGAAAAUAAAAAAAAGCCUUCCUUAUUUUUAAUGUCUGAUUUUAGCAGUAAUUUUAAUGUAUAUUUUAUGUAAACUGCUUAGAGGUAUUGAUGAUUAUGUGGUGCAUAAACAAAAAAUAAUCUGAAUUAAGAUGCUUAGCUAUCUAAUUGGAUGCAGUCACCAUAGUCCUCCAUUUUCUGUUCAUUCAAUAUGGGGGAUUUUUCCACUGCCUCAGAAACUCCCAUUGAACUUUCAAACACACACACACAGACACACACAGACACACACAGACCAUUCUCCAGAGGGUUCCCUUGGGGAUAAAAACAUCAAUGUGCCUUAGGGAGGAGACAGCUGCCAGAAGGGGGGAGGGGAGCAGGCGGAGGAUUAAGCCUGAUGAACAAACCUAAAUGAACCUAUUUGCAUCCUCUGGAUGGAACAAACUCCUACAGGCUGAGUUAAUGGAAGGGAUGCUGCAAUCUUUGCCAUUGCUGUAAAUGAAAAAGCCAGAGAUGGCUUGCGCACUCUGACUAUGUUAGGGGACGCGGUUGGCGCUGUGGUCUAAACCACUGAGCCUCUUGGGCUUGCCAAUCAGGUUGGCGGUUCGAAUCCCUGCAACGGAGUGAGCUCCCAUUGCUCUGUCCCAGAUUCUGCCAACCUAGCAGUUCGAAAGCAUACCAGUGCAAGUAGAUAAAUAGGUACCGCUGUGGCAGGAAGGUAAACGGCGUUUCCGUGCGCUCUGGUUUCCGUCACGGUGUUCCUUUGUGCCAGAAGUGGUUUACUCCUGUUGGCCACAUGACCCAGAAAGAUGUCUGUGGACAAACGCCGGCUCCCUCGGCCUGAAAGCGAGAUGAGCACCACAACCCCAUAGUUGCCUUUGACUGGACUUAACUGUCCAGGGGUCCUUUGCCUUUUUUUUUAACCUUAGUAGGCAGGAACUCUCCUCCUUCAGAGCUAGGUGGAGGUGGGCAGGCCACCUUCUCACGUAGGGGGGAAAUAUUGUGUCAAAAUAUAAAAUCCAUGCCUAGCCAAACGUUGGGACUCCAAUUUGCAUCACCAUGGCCAGUGCCAAUGGGAGUUGUAGUUUAGCAGGAUCUGUGAGCUACCCAUUAUGUCCACUAAAGGGGCAAUGGGGGGGGGUGUCUCCAUUCUAUGUUGUGGUGUGGCUUUUGCCUCAAUAAACAUCUUAGCCCGGCUUUUUUCAGCCAAACUCACCAGAAGUCAGUUCUGGCACUGCACCUCUCUUAAAAAAUUAUACUUUGCACGUUUAUACAUUUCACUAAUUUUACAAUCAUUUUGACAUUUCAAAACUUGACUUCCUUCCCCCUCUUUCUGCGGGUCCUUAAAUUUAUUAUUAAUAUCAUCCACAUAUCCAGAUUAAUUUAAUUUGCUCCUUUCAAUAUAUACUCUUAUGAAACUGCAGGUUGUUACAAUAAUCCGCCCAGAGUGGCUGAGGAAACUCAGCCAGAUGGGCGGGAUAUAAAUAAUAAAUUAUUAUUAUUAUUAUUAUUAUUAUUAAUUCACUUUAAUCUUCAAGGUGCCACGAAACUUUUUUGUGGUUCCGGGCCACAGCUCAGCAGUAGUGUGUGUGUGUUGCAUAUAUAUAUAUAAAUGUAUAUGGGGUAGAGAACCUGUGGCUCUAGGUAGUUGUUGGACUCCAGGUCCCAUCAGCCCCUGCCAGAGGGUCAAUAGUCAGGGAUGAUGGGAGUAUAAGUCCGGUGUCAGAGGGAUAUAACUGCCCCCAUCACUACUUCAUAAGGUGCAGGAAGAUCUCCCCCAGUACAGCAGAAGUCCUCUGGCUUCAUCCAUGGCACCUCUGAGGAUCAGGAAGCUGCCCAGUACUGAGCUGGCUCCAUUAUUCUACGUAGCUCAGUAUAGCCUCCCCAGGGUUCAGGCUACUUGGAGAUGCCAGAAUGAAUUACGAAGAAAGGCAGCGGUGUUCGGGACUUUCCAGUUAAGAGAAAAGCUGAGUAAUUUUAGAAGUUUGGGAAAUGAUGCAUGGCUUGGGAUAGCUCAGUUGGUAGCGCAUGACCCUGUUAAUCUCAGGGGUUGAGGGUUCAAGCCCCAUAUUGGGGAAAAGAUUCCUGAAUUGCAGAGAGGUGGACUAUAGAUGACCCUCCUGGUCCCUUCCAAUUCUACGAUUCCAAGCAGAUGGAGAAAAAUUUUCUUUCUCUCUCACACAACACUAAAACUUGUAGACAUCCAGUAAAUGUUGGGCGAUUGAGUGACAAACCUAGACAGCAUCUUAAAAAGCAGAGACAUCACCUUGCCGACAAAGGUCCGUAUAGUUAAAGCUAUGGUUUUCCCAGUACAGUGGUACCUCGGGUUACAUACGCUUCAGGUUACAUACGCUUACAUUCUGCUAACCCAGAAAUAGUACCUCGGGUUAAGAAUUUUGCUUCAGGAUGAGAACAGAAAUCGGGCUCCGGCGGUGCGGCAGCAGCGGGAGGCCCCAUUAGCUAAAGUGGUGCUUCAGGUUAAGAACAGUUUCAGGUUAAGAACGGACCUCCGGAACAAAUUAAGUACUUAACCUGAGGUACCACUGUAGUGAUGUAUGGAAGUGAGAGCUGACAGCCAAAGAAUUGGUGCUUUUGAAUUAUGGUGCUGGAGGAGACUCUUGAGAGUCCCAUGGACUGCAAGAAGAUCAGACCUAUCCAUUCUGAAGGAAAUCAGCCCUGAGUGCUCACUGGAAGGACAGAUCCUGAAGCUGAGGCUCCAAUACUUUGGCCACCUCAUGAGAAGAGAAGACUCCCUGGAAAAGACCCUGAUGCUGGGAAAGAUGGAGGGCACAAAGAGAAGGGGAUAACAGAGGACGAGAUGGUUGGACAGUGUUCUCGAAGCUACCAGCAUGAGUUUGACCAAACUGCGGGAGGCAGUGGAAGAAGAAGCAGAGAAGAGUUUGGAUUUGAUACCCCACUUUAUCACUACCCUAAGGAGUCUCAAAGCGGCUAACAUCCUCCUUUCCCUUCCUCCCCCACAACAAACACUCUGUGAGGUGAGUGGGGCUGAGAGACUUCAGAGAAGUGAGACUAGCUCAAGGUCACCCAGCAGCUGCAUGUGGAGGAGCGGGGACGCGAACCCGGCUCCCCAGAUUACUAGAUUACCACUCUUAACCACUACACCACACUGGCUCUCGGAAGACUCCUGGAAGACAGGAGUACCUGGCCUGCUCUGGUCCAUGGGGUCACGAAGAGUCAGACACGACUAAACAACUAAACAACAACAAAAAGCCCCUCUUGACAAAGAGCAUUGUUAAACUGUGGAACUCCUUCCUGCAGGAGGCAAUAGUGGCCACCAACCUAAGUGGCUUUGAAGUUUAAAAGAGGGUUAGACACAUUCAUGGGAGGAAGGGGCUAUCGGUGGCUACUGGCCACGAUGGCUAUUCUUGUGCUUGGGUUCUGCUUGAUGGUCGGCCACUGUGAGAACAGGAUGCUGGGCUAGAUGGACCACUGGCCUGAUCCAGCAGGCUUUUCUUAGGCCAGGAUUGCACCUUCUGGAUUGAAUCCUGCAUGCAGCGGGCCCAGGAGAACAUGCUGGAGAACUGAUGCCACAGUAGACAAUUUUUGCACUCCAUGGGCAAAAAACAAGGUAACUAAAGGCAGGUUCCUCUGUGGUUUCUCCUUACAUUUUUAAAAAACGGGAGGGCGUUUUAUUCCCCCCCCCUGCACCCCCGAUGCAUGCUCCCUUCCCCAUUAUAUUUUAAGAGAGAGUUCCCUGCGCGAUGAGGAGACGAUGAUCUGCGCUGUGGCGAAACAAAGAGCAAAGUCGGUGGGUGGCAACCGCAGCGGAGAUGCAGAAAACAAGAAUUAUUAUUUAAAAAAUGAAAAAUCAGAUCAACCCUAAGAGGGGCAGCUUGAACUCCUUCGCCCCGACACCCCAACUCCAGUUCUGCGCCUGGCCACUUCUGCAGCGCCCUUGCUCGCGCCGUCCCCCUUGGAUCGCGGCGCACCUGCUGGGGGACCCCCCACCCACCCAACUCCCAGUGCGCGCCCCCCCUAAAAAAACAACACACCACCACCCAAGCCAGCUCCGUCCUCCUCCCGUCGGGCGCCGAUCCCCGGCUGCAGCCGGGGGAGGAAUACCGCGAGAGUUGCAAGCGGCUUCCCUCGGCCCGGCUGCGAAGGUAGGGAGAGGGGGGAAAGCGCGCGCGGGGGGUGGGCGCAUGGUUGUGGUUGUGUGUCUGUGUGUGUGUGUGUGCAAGUGUGCGAGCGACGUGGUGGCGGCGGCGAGGGGGGGUCUCCGCGCAUGAGCCGGCGGCGGCGGCGGCGGCGGCGAGGGCGCUUUGGCCGUGCGCAUCGCUGUGCGCGCCCGGGCCCCGCCGGCCGAGCGAGCGAGAGGAGCGCGCUGCCCGCCCGCGCCGAGGUAAGCCCGGAGCCCCCCGCCGGUGCCCGGCCCUCGCCUCGCCUCCCUCCGGCCCUUCCCCACCCGGAGAGGGGCUUUUACUCCGCCCGGUGGCCCCGGCCCGGCCUCGCCGGCCGCCUCCCCAAGGCUCGCCCGCUUCCUUGCGCCCCACGGAGCUGGAGAGACCCCGGGCGAGGAGGAGGAGGAGGAGGAGGGCGAGGGGGCCAGCAGCGCCUUCCCCAAACCCCUCUCUCCUUUCCCCCCACCCCUCCCUCCUUUUCCUUUCCUCCCAUCCCUCUCUCUCUCUCUCUCUCUCUCCCUUCCUUCCUUCCUCUCUCUCUCUUUCUCCUCCUUCUACAUAAAAAGUCGCCAUUUUGCUUCAUUGCUUUUCCUGGGCUUUUUAAUUAAUUAUUUUGUAUGCCUUCCGCCCCCCCCCCCUUUUAACACCGCCCCACGCGCUCGCCCCAAAGAGGGGUGGGGGUGGGAGGCAGAUUUCCUUUUCUUCCUUUCGGUCUAUUUAUAUGUCUUUUUCUUCUUUUUCCUCCACCCCCUCCGCACCUUAUUUUGCGUGCGCGGAGAUCAAACGAUCGCGGGUGGAGGGCGGCUGUUGCUGUUGGUGGUAGGCGGUUUAUUUAUGUGUAUAUAUGUGGUUUUUUUUUAAUUUAUCGGAUUCCCCCCCCCUUUUGCAACCCUCUCCCUUCCCAAACCCUCCUCCUUCUUCUUGCCCCCUGCAAGAUUUUAAUUUUUUUUUAAGCAAGCGAAACACCCAUCUCUCUCUUUUGCAUUCUCCGCCAGCCCUGCAUUUUGCUUGAUUAUUCGAGCUUAUUUUUUUGGGAAUUGGGGAAGGGAAAGAAGCGGGGGGGGGGGAAGCAACCGAGUUCUGGAAAUGUGGAAAAGGAGAGAGGAAUAGCAAAGCUUUCGAGUGCUUUGCUGCUUUGGAAAGCUCCCCUUGGAAGUGGAUUAGAGUUGGGUGAGCUUGUCUUCUCUCCCCCCCCCCCCAUUGCAAACUAAGCGGCCUCGCCCCUGGGCAGCGACAGGUGGUGCGACCCCCCCUUUCUCCAACACACAGAUCGUGCGCUUGGUGUUAGGCACACUUGCCGAAAGUGGUGCAGAGCGGAGAGGUGGGUGGGGCCCAGGUGAAGAUGCUUGACCUACCUGGUCAGGUCACUUGGAGGUCACGAGGGCAACCAGCUCUUGGGGGCCGCCUGCCCUGCCCAGAGGUCAAGGUCAACAGGACCUGAAUGACUUCCCUCCGUGAUCCUGGCUUGAGCGCACGGAUGCACAAGUGCCUAGAUUGAGAAACUGGUGUUUUUGGGGAGAAGAGGUGUGCAAUCUGAGCCCUGGAUCCCUGGCAGUGAUGCUGCAGCGGUGCAGCUGCCCGUCGCAGCGCACCUGCUUUCGGGGCUGGGCCAAACGGUGGCGACCCUCCUGCUGCCUACAGGCAGACCUCGUCCUUUGGGGCGCCUGGUGCGUCUCAGAUGCCUGGCCCCUGGGCCGUGCCUUUGCCCCGAGGCGCUUUUGUGCACCAUGCAGCAGCGAGGCAACUGGAGAGAGAGAGAACAGGCAGCGAACAUCACCGUUUUCUUAGCGGGCUGGUAGGAAGACCAGCGCAGGCUCACCCCGGUCCAACCCCUAGAUAGGGCCAGGAAAGGCUCCCUGCCUGAAACCCCCUGGGGAGACGCUGCCAGUCAGUGUAGGCAGUAUUGAGCUGGGUGGAUCAAUGGUGCGACUCAGUGCAAGGCAAGUUGCUUAAUUCGGAAACGUGAGAACUGGGGCAGUUUUAGCCACAGAGCUGAAGCGCAGAAGGUAUCCUGGUCAACUCCAGGUAGGGGUGGGAAUGCCUCCUGCCUGAACCCCUUGAGGGAUGCUGCCAGUCAGUGCUGGGCUAUGUGAGUCAGUUCUCUGCAAGGCAGAUUCUGAUGCUCCUGUGUCCCCCACCUUCUUAAGGAUUAUGGGGGCUAGAGGCCCUGAAAAAGGAAAUAGAGAUCUUGGAAGAGGCUGCGGGAUUAUAAGCCCCGCCUGACCCAAUCACCCCAUUUAUUUGGCAGGGUAUGGGUGCUAACGAAACAUUUCUGCUUUCGGUUUUGAUCCCUGCGGUACACACCUCCUGCUACUUCUUCCUCAAAACCCACCUUUCCUACCCAAACCUAAGCAUCCUGGAAAUUUUCUAUACAAGAUGGGACCAUCAGCAGCCGCGGGUCACAAUAGCUAAGUUGAACCUCCACAUUCAAAGGCAGUCUAUCUUUCAAUAUUAGUUGCGGGGGGGGGGCGCAUUUUGCUUUUGCAUUCUUAUGGUUGCCCUGGGGGCACCUGAUGGGCCUUUGUAGGAAACGGGAUGCUCAGUUAGGUAGACUUUUUGGUUUGAGCUCGUUGGGCUUGUCUUAAUGUGUUAAUUGCAUUUUCUUUCUUCGCCUUUUGGUAUCCUUCUAUCUCUUUGUAAGCUCCUUGGGGCAGGGAUUCCCUCUUCCCUUCUGCUCAUAUUAACUGUAACAUGCUACAUGGAUUAAUGGCAGAAUGUCAUUUUAUGUAAUCAGGCUGCAUUAUCAGAGAAGGCAAGUUUUCAGGGGUAUUAUCCAUCUGGAACAAAGCUUGCCGUCUAAACUUGAUGUCUGUAGUGGAAUAUUUUGCAUGUCUUGCCGAAGCAAGGCCUGGAAUCAUAUGAGGAUGCUGUAGCUUAAUGAUGGUUCGAUUUGUUAAGGGCACAGCUGCCUUUGCCCGUCUCAGGGUGGUAGUCAACAAAGUUUUACUCCGAAUAGACCCAUUGAAAUUAAUGGACCAAAUUCAGCCAUGUUCAUUCCUCACAGAGGAUCAUGCGCUGAGUAAAACUUAGUUGAAUACAGUCAUACCUUGGCUCCAGAACAAAUCGGCUCCUGAACGAUCGAAACCUGGAUGUGAGUGUUCCGGUUUUCGAACUAUUUUUGGAAGCCGAAUAUCCGGCGCGGCUUCCGAUUGGCUGUAGGAGCUUCCAGUCAGCCAAUCAGAAGCUGCACUUUGGUUUCCAAGUGUUUUGGGAGUCAAAGGAACUUCUGGAACGGAUUCCAUUUGACUCCCAAGGUAUGACUGUACCACCCUAAGAGUCUUGGAGGGUAGGUCACUAUUAUUUCCCAUUUCACAGGGAGAAAAACUGAGGCUGACAAAUUUGCAGGUGUACCUAAGAGUGAGCUCCAAUCCCCGGGCAAAUUAUUCGCUGGGUUCUACUGAUUAUUUGCUCAGAAAGUUUUUUUUAGAAAAGGAUAAGUCGGAUACAGAGUCUUGGAAUUCCUGGGCAUUUGUUCCUCCUUUAGUUCCUUUCAGAAAUGAUUGAUCGACGGCAUUUAACAUCCUUUAAAAUUAUCAUUACGGUGUUUUCACAUUUGCCUUUUUACGCCUGCUGGCAGCGCGGUGUGGGAGGCGAUCGUUAAUCCUCUGAGAAAGGAACCUUGAAAUCAUGGGAUGCGCACACAGAUUUCCCGUUCAACUGAUGGAGGGGAAUUAUACCCGUUUUAAAGCUUAUCCGUUUAAAAGUGCUGUGCACGGAAUCUGUUCCAUUCAAAACAGGUUCUUUUCUUUUUGUUCCCACCCCCAUUUUAAAUGCAAGGUCUGCGGAAGCGAGGAAAAGGAAAAGAGUCCGUUUUUAAUUUAAUCCAGGCUUUGGCGGGUGGGCGGAGAAAUAGAGCGGUUCGUGUCCAAGAACUUUUGUUGUAAGAAACUCACACACACACACAAAAACGCCACACCAACAAAAAAACUCUACAUAUCUUGCAUAAAAUGAAAGGGAAGGGAAUUGUAGAAAUCAGUAGGUGGCUAGGAAAUCAUUCUCCUGUCGCACAGACCUAUGUUUACUGCAGCAAACAACUUCCUAAACUGUGCUUUGCCUAGUAACCCGUGUGUGUGUGUGUGUGUGUGUGUGUGUGUGUGUGUUUAACCCUUUCCUCGCUGUCAUUUUCUCCCCUGCAACACGUUCCUUCCAGGCCAUCUCUCCCCAAACAGCAUUCAAGUCCGCAAAUAAAUCUGGUGGGGUUUGUGCAACAACUCGGACAGAGAGAUGGUUGGAGGAGUGCAACAGUCAAGGGGAAAGGUUUAUAUCCCCCGCCCCGCUCACUUGCCCAGGGAUUCUCCUGUACAAAUGCCCCCGUCCUGUAGGGCAUCUGCUUUGUGUGGUCAGAAGGUCUCGAGUUUGAUUCCCAGCAUUUCCAGGCGAGGCUGGCAAACCCCUGUGUAAAAUAUCCUGGAGAUCUGCUGCCAGUCCGUGCCAGUGUUACUGAGCCAGAUGGAUCAAGACAGCUUUCUGUGGUCUUGUGUCUUGUAUUGCAACCAUGGGUUUGGGACAUUCUGCUUUAGGAGUGGGGCUGUCGGGAGUUGAGAUCUUGUGUGUCGGCAAGCUUGGUGCCCUGGACGCCACUGCUGCCAGGCGGGCCAGUUCCCUGCCUAGGAUGGGGCAGCUGUAGACCUUGCUGGUGGUGCCACCUUAAUGACAGAGAGACCUGCAUCCACAUUGAGAUGCUGUUACUAGGGCGCUUGGGGAAGCCUGCUCCAGACCUCCCCAAACCUGGAGCUUCUCCCAAGCUGAAUAAUAGUAACGUCCCAGCCACUCUGGGCAGGUCCAACACAUAAAAACAAUAUACAGUGGUACCUUGGUUCUGAAACUUAAUCUGUUCCGGAAGUCUGUUCCAAAAACCAAAGCGUUCCAAAACCAGGGCGCGCUUUCCCAUAGAAAGUAACGCAAAAUGGAUUAAUCUGUUCCAGACUUUUAAAAACAAACCCUAAAACAGCAAUUUAACAUGAAUUUUACGAUCUAACGAGACCAAUAAAAUGAAAGCAAUAAACAAUGUACUGCAGUCACACAAUCAGUCGCUGAACCGGGUUCCACACAGUCACAAAAACAAAACAAAAAGAGCCGCAAAAACAAAAAAGGCAAAAUAAAUAGCAAAAACAGACCGACCUCAGCGUAACACUCAAAACGGAAGUGUGGCACUCAGAUUGGAAGGGUAACUCUCAAAUCGUCACUGUAACACUCAAAACGGAAGCAUAAUACUCAAAACGUAAGUGUGGCACUCAAAUCAGAAGUGUAACACUCAAAACAGCGCAUGUUUGGCUUCCGAAAACAGUUCGCAAACCAAAACACUUCCGGGUUUGCAGUGUUUGGGUUCCAGGUUGCUUGAGUAGCAAGGCAUUUGAGAACCAAGGUACCACUGUAACAUCAAACAUUAAAAACUUCCCUAUCCAGGGCUGCCUUCAGAUGUCUUCGAAAAGUUGUAUAGUUUUUUAUCUGUUUGACAUCUGGGAGGAGGGCAUUCCCUCGGCGCUGGACCUCGGCGUCCGGGCUGAAUGAUGGCGGUGGAGACGCUCCUUCAGGUAUACAGGACUGGGGCCGUUUAGGGCUUUAAAGGUCAGCACCAACACUUUGAAUUGUUCUCAGAAGCGUACUGGGAGCCAUUGAAGGUCUUUUAGGACACUUAACUUAAUGAAAAGUAUGCAGGCUGUCAGUGUGGGAUGUCACCUGAGUGCAAGGCCUCCGUGAAGUUUCAAAUAUCCUCUUUUUAAAAAUUAACAUUAGCGAGCAUAUGUGUACUUUUAAAAAUGAUUGUUAAUAUUUUAUUAAGAGAAUUUCAGUUAAAGGAAAUAAAGAGGAGAAAGAGAGAAAGAAAGGGGGAGCAAAACAGUGCAGUGUUUUGUUUUUACAAUAUGUGCACUCCUGACAACAAAUUUUAAAACGGAGCUGGCCUGCGCUUUGGUGCAAAGCGCUGGCGUUUAUUGACGUACUUGACUUUAAAAACACAGACAUACUGGAAAAGUUGCACAAUAUUUUACUAGAAACAUUUGAAAUACAUGAGUGUUUGUGUGUGUGAGAGAGGGAAACACCCACAACAAUCAAAGCUUAAAAAUAAAAUAUUUAUUAAAAACAGAACCCACAAAAUGUUUAUUGUUCCAAAUUACACAAAAUUAGCUGAAUGUAUUAAUGAACUGAAUUAGGAAGAACAGACUCCUCAAGACAGUCAUGGAAUACAUUCCAGGUAUUGCUUUGCGUGUUUACUCAGAAGCAAGUGGCACUAAACUAAAGGGAGAUUACUUCCAAGUAAGAGUGCAUGAGUUAUUUUACAGACAGUGCAAUUUACGAUAGUUGUUGCUGCUUAACACUGGGGCAAACCAAAAAAACCCAUUUAUUUCUGUUAAUAAAGAUUGAGGAAAUGGGACCAGAACACUAAGCAGAUGUAUGGCGAAGUAGAUCGAAUCAGUAUCUUUACUACACCGCAGCAAGACAGGUUGGUAACUAGGGGUGGAGCAAUAGCAAUGAUAAUGUGAUUAAAAAAUAAUAAUAACACCAGACCCAAACCUGGAGCAGCCAAACACUUUCUGCAUUUAAGAAAUGAGGAAGGUAAAGGUAAAGGGACCCCUGACCAUUAGGUCCAGUCGUGGCCGACUCUGGGGUUGUGGCGCUCAUCUCACUCUACUGGCCAAGGGAGCCGGUGUACAGCUUCCGGGUCAUGUGGCCAGCCUGACUAAGCCGCUUCUGGCGAACCAGAGCAGCGCAUGGAAACGCCUUUUACCUUCCCGCCGGAGCGGUACCUGUUUAUCUACUUGCACUUUGACGUGCUUUCAAACUGCUAGGUUGGCAGGAGCUGGGACGGAACAAUGGGAGCUCACCCCGUCGUGGGGAUUCGAACCGCCGACCUUCUGAUUGGCAAGCCCUAGGCUCUGUGGUUUAACCCACAGCGCCACCCACAUCCUAAGAAAUGAGGAAACAGACGGUCUAAUUGGUUAUUAGUAUAGGCUUAGGGAUUCAGGGGCGCUGAAUGGGGGACGAGACCCCCCCCCAUUUUCAAGGAGGGUGCUGGGGUCCCUCAGUAUUUUGUGGCCACAACGUGCCCCGCCAGGUCUACCUGCCACCGUGAUGGGCCUUGGGCCUCCCUCCACCAUGUGACAUCACACACGUGUGUCGGGGGGCCCCCAGCGUUGGGCGGAACCCGGCACGUAUGUCGGCGCUGUCCGCACCUCUGCUUUCCCCAUGCCUAAAAGCACAGGUCCAGGCGGUUUCCCAUUUGCCGCCCGGCACUUUCCCCAGGAAAACCCAGUUGGCAUUUGGUCCGAUUCAGCGAUAUGGUGCUGGUUUUCCAAGGAGAGAGGCAAACUGGAGUGUGGAUGAGCCCUCAGUUCCCAAACUUGUGUCUGGGCUGGACCUCACUAGAUGGAAAGUGGGCGCUCUCAGAAUUUUUAAUCUUUAUAGAUGACUAGCGUGUCAGGGAUGGUUUUUCCCUCCUAAAAAGUAAGGGGAAAUGUGUGUGCAUCUUAUGGAGCGAACGCAGGCUGCGCAGCUAUCCCAGAAGUCAGAACAGCAAGAGGCAUCGCUGCUUUUGCUGCGCAGCGAUCCCUCUUGCUGUUCUGGCUUCUGGGAUUCAGAAUAUUUUUUUUCUGGUUUUCCUCCUCCAAAAACUAUGUGCGUCUUAUAGAGCGAAAAAUAUGGUAGUUCUUUCCUCCCCAGCAUAAGUUUAUAUAGUUUUGAUGUUUUAAAUCCAGCUUAUGAGUCUCUGAACGGUUCAACCCAGAAAGAAACCGCCGUUUCAGGCAGAACCAGGCCAUUGCUUCUUGAUUUGCAAUGAGGGGUAGUCACCUGAGUUUUACUCUCUGCGGUGGUUCCCCAUCUGUGGAAUGCUCCCCCUGGGGAAGUUCGCCUGGCACCUUCAUUAUACACCUUUAGGCGCCAGGCAAAAACAUUCCUUUUUAACCAGGCCUUUGGGUGAUCUGAUUUAUAUCCUAUGCUCUUUUAAAAUGUGAUUUUUUUGGGGGGGGGGGGGUUUGCUAUUGGGCUGUUGUUUUUAUUUUUAUUAGUUAUUUUGUGGUUUUAUAUCAUGAUUUUAUUCUGUGAACAGCCCUGAGACCCCCCGGCAGUAUAUAAAUUCAAUCAAUCAACAAAAAUAAGACUCAAGAGGAAACCCAUUGAAAUCAAUAAGCCUAACGAAGGGUUCAUCCACACGGUCUUUUGUGAAUAGUUUCUAGGCCCAGGUCCAAGUGAUUGUGUGUGUGUUUUGUCCUGACACUUUCUCCAGGAAAACCCACUUUUUACUGCUGUAUUGGAGUGAACGGCAAUUGGGUUCCCCACAGAUUGACAUUUGCUCCGAAUCAAUGGUAAAAUGGCAAGGCGAUAGCCUUCCAGUUUGGUCGCCAUCACAUCCUCCCGUGAGCUGAAUGAAGAUGUCCAUUAUUUUUUGCACUUUUGAUUCCUCUAGCAUUCAACUUUGCUUCUUGUCCAUGAGUUCUGGCGUUGUAAGAGGGAGAAAAAGUUUUGUCUGUCUACAUUGGUGUUUUCCAAACUCUACUCCCCAGCUGUUUUCUGGACUACAACUCCAAUCAUCCCUAGUUGGCAAGACCAGUGGUCAGGGAUGAUGGGAAUUGUAGUCUGAAAAAAACAGAUGGAGACCCACGUUUGGGAAACCCUGGUCUAUAUCCUUUACUUGACUCUUCAAAGAGAGCACCACCCCAUCCAAAAGAGGCUGGAUCGCAGAUUCUAGACCAGCUGCUCUCCAGGAGAGUGAUAACCUCUGCAUUGUGCACAGAUCCUGUUCACAUCUCUUCUGUUCUGGCACAUAAGAAGAUGAUGGUUCUCAGUUCCGCAAAUCCAAUAUCUAACUUCACCCCUGGCUUCCACCACAGUGUUAAAUACUAAGCCAUGUGGUUGGCGCUGUGGUCUAAACCACUGAGCCUCUAGGGCUUGCCGGUCAGAAGGUCAGCAGUUCGAAUCCCCGCGACGGGGUGAGCUCCCGUUGCUCUGUCCCAGCUCCUGCCAACCUGGCAGUUCGAAAGCACGCCAGUACAUGUAGAUAAAUAGGUACCACUGCGACGGGAAGGUAAACAGCGUUUCCAUGCGCUCUGGUUUCUGUCACGGUGUUCCAUUGCACCAGAAGCAGUUUAGUCCUGCUGGCCACAUGACCCGGAAUGCUGUCUGUGGACAAACGCCGGCUCCCUCGGCCUGAAAGCAAGAUGAGCGCCGCACCCCAUAGUCGCCUUUGACUGGACUUAACCAUCCAGGGGUCCUUUACCUUUACUUUUUUUACUAACGCAUGGGCUUUAAUCGUCCCAGAGAAAUAGACAACAACAAAACUUGCAGAGUCAAGAGGCCUUUCAGAAUUCCUUCUAUCCUCCUGUUCCACGUUUUUUGCUCCAGGUUGGUUUCCCAGGUAUUAAGUCUAAUGUAGUCCCAGGCAAAGAGCCAGGCAGAGCCAUUGUCAUUAUUAAUUAAUGGCUAAGUUGCUGCAAAUGGCCACAUUGCAGAUUAACUUUUUUUUUUAAGAGGGGGGAGGGAAGAAUUGGGUCGGUCAAAGCUGAAAUAUAACAAAGACUUCUGUCCUGAAGGAGUGAUUAAGCUAAAGCUUUGCUUUCUAGCCUGAUUUGCCUGAUAAUCUGGUUGUUCUAUAAACGCUCCCCAAGAGAAAGGAAGGAAUUCUCUGCGUCAGCUCCCAGCGGUGCUCGCUUGGGCCGGGGGGUUCUGCAAAAUGACUUUCUUCCAUUCUUAGGCACGGCAGAAACUACCCCGAAGGCCUUCUGUGGACCUGGGAGCAAUUGGUGUUUUGCAGAAAAUCUAGUUAUUGCCCAGGACCAGAAACAGGUGGUGCAGGAGUGCUUAAUUCCAUGCAUCCACCACCAGUCACUGAACGACCACAUGCACAACGUUCUUUUAAAGCGCUAUGAUUCCACUUUAAACAGUCAUGGCUACCCGCAAAGAAUUCUGGGAGCUGUAGUUUAAGCACCCUAAGAGUUGCUAGGGAAGACCCCCCCCCCUUCCUGGUUCCUUUCACAGAGCUACAAUUCUCAGUCGCUCUUCAUGGGGAACUCUGGGAAUUUUAGCUCUGAGUAGGAUGGGGCCUGCUAGCAACUCUCGGCACCUUUAACCAAAGCUACAGCUCUCAGAAUUAUUUGGGUGAAGCCAUGACUGUUUAAAGUGGAAUCAUAGCGCUUUAAAAGAACGUUGUGCAUGUGGUCGUUCAGUGGUAAAGGUAAAGGGGACCCUGACCAUUAGGUCCAGUCGUGGCCGGCUCUGGGGUUGUGGCACUCAUCUCGCUUUAUUGGUCGAGGGAGCUGGCGUACAGCUUCCAGGUCAUGUGGUCAGCAUGACUAAGCCGCUUCUGGCGAACCAGAGCAGUGCACGGAAAUGUCGUUUACCUUCCCGCUGGAGCGUUACCUAUUUAUCUACUUGCACUUUGACGUGCUUUCGAACUGCUAGGUUGGCAGGAGCUGGGACUGAGCAACGGGAGCUCACCCCGUCGCGGGGAUUCGAACCGCCGACCUUCUGAUCGGCAAGUCCUAGGCUCUGUGGUUUAACCCACAGCUCUAGUGCUUUAAAUUUAUGGUGUGCAUCUGGUUCGAAGCUGAUGCAUUGAUAUAAGCAUCCUGCAGUUAAAGCUGCUCUUGUGUCUUGAAUUGGGAAGGGGAGGAGAUGGCUUCCAAUAGGAACCUGGCUUAACGCUCAUCGUUUUAUAGGAAAGACCACUUAAAUGAUUCAUACCGAGAAUUUAGAUAAGGCUCACGUUUCCCUGUUUAGCACAGUUUCCCCAUUAAUAAGGAAAAUUGGAAAUUUAUCACUCAGAUCUCCUCAUUAAAACCCGCUCCCUCUCCCCUUUCUCAUCAUGAAAAUGAGAAAAGAAGCAAAAGAGAAGAAUCCUCUGCAUGGAGGGUCUUUGCAAGGCCUAACAGAGAAAUCAUGAUUAUUCACUUUUUCUGUAUUUGCACUUGGGCUGAGCGCAUCUCCCCGAAUUCAUUAAUGGGGGAGCUUUAACCUCAGCGGCUGUUGAAUUGCUGCUAUUCCUGGGCUGGGGAAUCUGUGGCCCUCCAGACCUUUGCUGGACUUCAGUUCCCAGCAUCCUUGACUGCUGGCCAGGCAGGCUGGGGUUGAUGGGAGUUGGAGUCCAGUGACAUGUGGAGGCCUGCAGGUUCUCCAAGCCUGUGCUAAUCAUGUACAUUUGGAAACAACUGGAACAUGGCAGCUAGAGUGGUGAUUGGGAGUGGCUGCUGAGACCAUAUAACACCGGUCCUGAAAGGCCUACAUUGGCUCCCAGUACAUUUCAGGGCACAAUUCAAAGUGUUGGUGCGGACCUUUAAAGCGCUAAAUGGCCUCGGUCCAGUCUAUCUGAAGGAGCGUCUCUCCCCCCCCCCCAUUUUUCUGCCCGGACAGUGAGGUCCAGCUCCAAGGGCCUUCUGGUGGUUCCUUCACUGUGAGAAGAGAAGUUACAGGGAACCAAGUAGAGGGCCUUCUCGGUGGCGGCGCCCGCCCUGUGGAACGCUCUCCCACCAGAUGUCAAGGAAAUAAACAACUAUCUGACUUUUGGAAGACAUCUGAAGGCAGCCCAGUUUGAUGUUUUACUGUGUUUUUAAUAUUCUGUUGGGAGCUGCCCAGAGUGGCUGGGGAAACACAGCCAGAUGGGUGGGGUAUAUUAUAAUAAUAAUAAUAAUAAUAAUAAUAAUAAUAAUAAUAAUAAUUACACAGGAAUUGGCUUCCUACUCUUGAAGAGGCAGGAUCAGGCAGCUUUUUUAUAUAGCAGGUGACAGCUGCAACCCAAGUCUUCCUUCUGUCAAGCUCCGUUCUCACGUCGAGCAAUCGGCCUGCUUGAUCGUGUCCUUUCUCCUUUGCUUUUAGCCAUGGCAGAUUCAUAUUCCUACAGAGGUGGAAAGAAAGUGGCUGGAUCUAGCAAGACCAGCGCAGACAAAGACAGCAGCAAGGCAGAGAUGAAGAUAAACCCGGCGUAUGAGCAGUCGAGGCUUGGUGAGUAAGCGGACCACCUUUUCCAGCUACAAUGGGAAGGGCUUCGUUUGAAUUAAGAGAAGCGCCAUUGGCUAGGGAAACCAAAACUGGGCCCUCAAUAUGUUGUUGGGCUACAACUCUUGACGUUACCAAUGGUCCGGGGUGAUGGGAGUCUGAAACGCGGAAGGUGUCUUCCUGGCUACCUGUUUCCCGGCAGUGCAAGGAAAUAAAUACAGUGGUACCUCGGGUUACAGACGCUUCAGGUUACAGACUCCGCUAACCCAGAAAUAGUACCUCGGGUUAAGAACUUUGCUUCAGGGUGAGAACAGAAAUCGCGCGGCGGCAGCGGGAGGCCCCAUUAGCUAAAGUGGUGCUUCAGGUUAAGAACAGUUUCAGGUUAAGAACGGACCUCCGGAAUGAAUUAAGUUCUUAACCCGAGGUACCACUGUAGCUAGGAAGCACAUACAGGUCAGGGUACUUGAUAAAUUAACGCUUUGGUUAAAUAAAAGGUACAGUCAUACCUCAUGUUAUGUUUGCUUCAGGUUGAGCGUUUUCAGGUUGCGUCCCGCGGUGACCUGGAAGUAACGGAACGGGUUACUUCUGGGUUUCGCCACUCGCGCAUGCGCAGACAUGCAAAAUCAUGCGCAGAAGCGGCAAAUCACAACCCGUGCAUGCGCAGAUGCGGGUUGCGUUCUGUUCAGGUUGCAAACGGUCCUCCGGAACAGAUCCCAUGUUCAACCAGAGGUACCACUGUAUUCCAUUGCCUACCAGCAAAUGUUGUCCCCCACUGAAACAAAACCCAGUACUUUGGAAUAGCAACUCAGAUUGGAAAUGGCCGUUCUCAAGUUUUUUGAACUUUGACGAGUUGAGAACACAGUUGGCUUCCAAUAUCGGGGGUGGUUCCUGCUCAAGUUGCCAUUGCCCUUAUUCAGCAAACUGUCUGAACUUCCACAAUCUAAAUUGGUUAGGCUGUUGCCUUCCGUUCAAAACGUACUCAUAGAAUCGCGGAAGGGGCAUCCAAGGGUCAUCUAGUUCAACCCAGGCCAUGCAGGGAUCUCAGCCACCCAACCUUUCUGUGCGGCAUUAACAACAUUGCACGUGGGAACAACAAGCAGCCUAGGCAGGGUCGAAAGAGAUGCUUUCUGCUCGUAUGAAAGCACAUCCGACCAACAUUAUAGGUCUGGUAGGUCUUUUUCGUUUUCAAGUUUACAAGAACGCGCUGCGGAAAGGGCACUAAACAACGCAAGUGAGCAAGAAUGCAGUGCAGAUUCAGUAGCCUGUGCUAGUUAGCUAGAACACUCUGCAUAUAGUGUGCAGAGUGUUUGAGGACCGGGACAUUUGCAGGGAAACCAAAAUGCUUGUUUACAAAGCUAUUGUACUACCAACCUUGACUCUAUGCUUGUGAAACAUGGACCACUUAUAAACACCAUCUCCAACUCCUCAAAAGAUUCCAUCGGUGGAGUCUCCAAAAAAUUUUGCACAUCACUUGGGAAGACAGGCAAACUAAUGCCAGUAUACUGGAAGAAGCAAAGAUCACCAGUGUUGAAGCAAUGAUUCUUCAACAUCAACUUUGUUGGACUGGUCAUGUUGUGCGGAUGCCUGAUUGUCGUCUUCCAAAGCAACCGCUCUAUUUCGAACUCAGAAAUAGAAAGCGUAAUACUGGUGGUCAACAAAAGACGUUUAAAGACUCUCUCAAGACAAAUCUUUUAAAAAUGCAGUAUAAACACUGCCAAUUGGGAAACACUAGCCUGUGAGCGCUCCAAUAGGAGAAUAGCCUUUACCAAAGGUGUCAUGGGCUUCGAAGACGCUUGAACUCAGGACAAAAGGGAGAAACGUGCUAAGAAGAAAGCAUGCUUGGCAAACCUUCACCGUGAUUAACUCUCGCACAGAAACCUAUAUCCUCACUGUGGAAGGACGUGUGGAUCCAGAAUUGGCCUCCACAGUUACUACUGACUCCCUGUUAAAACUGUGUUCAUGGAAGACAGUCUUACUCAGCUGCGAGUUAUCGCCAAAGAAGAAGUGUGCUCAGCGCCAAGUCUUCUUUGUCAUGCAGUAGAAAGCAUUUUAAAUCAGUGGACAUCCAACAAAAUGUAAGAUGGACGGAUGUAUUAAUUCAAUCCACCAUGUCAUUCUUCCCCAUUCUGUUUGCAGGAAAUGCAACUAAUGAUAAAACGGAAGGCAAAAGGAAAGGGAGGCCGAAGGCAGACAGCCAGGCCCUGAAGGAUAUUCCGGUAAGAUUUUAAUCGUAUUUCAUUUCUUUUCUUGGGAACUGGGGAAAAGGAAGUAGAGGCAGGAUAGGACAAGCUUGGUGCAUUUGAGCGCAGGAGGGGGCCUGAUUCUGUUCCCAGGUCUUUUCUCUGGGAAGCCUUUGAUUUGAUGUGAGAUACUGGGGUUUGUGUGUUCAGAAAUUUUGCUUUCAUUUCUCUUGCAUUAAGUGAGUCUUUUCCCCUCCCCUCUGCUCCUAUAUCACAGCUGCCUCUGAUGAACCAGUGGAAAGAAGAGUUCAAGGCCCACUCCAGGGUAAAAUGCCCCAACUCGGGCUGUUGGCUCGAAUUCCCCAGCAUCUAUGGCCUGAAGUACCACUACCAGCGCUGUCAAGGGGUAAGGAGGAUGGAGGUGUGUGUUCUGAUUUGGUAACCCAUAUUUACCACUUGUGUUACUGUCUGUGCCAAAUGUGGCCCCUCUUCACACUGCUUUGACCCUGCCAGAGCUUGGCUGUCUUAAUUUAUAUCAUGGGUAGGCAAACUAAGGCCCGGGGGCCGGAUCCGGCCCAAUCGCCUUCUAAAUCCGGCCCGCGGAUGGUCCGAAUCAGUGUGUUUUUACAUGAGUAGAAUGUGUGCCUUUAUUUAAAAUUCAUCUCUGCGUUAUUUGUGGGGCAUAAGAAUUCGUUCAUUGUUUUCCCCCCCAAAAUAUAAUCCGGCCCCCCGCAAGGUCUGAGGGACAGAGGACCCCUGCUGAAAAAGUUUGUUGACCCCUGAUUUAUAUGCAUACAGACACUUAGGGAAGUGGGAGAAGAAAUUCGAUUCAAUUAGCAUUUAAAAGGCAAACAUACCAAAUUUGCACCUUCCGAAACAAUGCAUGAAUCAAAAGGCAGCCAGCCUUUUUGCAAUGCAGUUCCCCGGCCCCAGUGUGCACAGGAAGGCAUCUUAGUUUUCAAAAAAAAUGUGCAAUGUCAGGGAAGAUUGCUUUGCAAAAAGGAGAAUUUGCACUAAAACGCUGAGGAAGUCAUAAGGACUUUAAAAAAAUAAUCACAAACUGAUGUGGAAAAUUGGAGGACUGAAUUUAAGAUUAGGAAAGAGAGAAACUCAAGAGAAACCAAAACAGAAAUAUUUCCCCAUCUCUGCACACCAACCCACAAGCCUUGGCCGUUUGGUCACUGUUAUUUUAACGCAGAAGUUGCAUUAUAAGAGCAAAUUACGAAUCUUGCCCGCUGUGGUUUCUGAUGUUGCUGCCACAAGGCGGUGUCAGGGAACUGCCAUCGGAGCUAGAGGCGGAGGGAAGGCUCCAGAGGGAUGCCGGGGAAGGUCCCAGUAGGGAAAGAGGCAGCCCAUCUGCUGGGGAAGGAAAUCAGCGUAACACCAGUGGAGAAGGGGGGCAGAUGGGGGAAUCGGAGAGGAGGCUCCAAGACUCCUUGCCGGAGACCAGCGGAGAGAGUACGGGUCCUCCGCUGCCCACACCCUCCCUGCGCAGAAGGCUUCCGCGCAGGGAGACUAGGCGGAGACUAGGCGUCAAAGAACUUUUGUGCUGGAAGAAGUUCAAGAAACGCCCACUGACGGAUUCUGCCAGCGACUGAGACAGCCACGAAGCUAGAGGCUGUCCAGUCAGAAAGGGUUCAACCAGGUAACCUAGCCAGGAGUGGCGGCAACUUACGCAUGAGCAACCCCUAAACCCAUUACAGGCGGGUUCUGAACUAACUAGCCAGUCAUUUGCCGUUUGGCUUCUAGUACCAUUUGAAGCCACAGAGGUAUUUAGAUUUUGCUGCCUUACAAUGUGCUAGAAAACCGGUCCAUCUAGUUCAGUAUUGUCUACCCAGACUGACAGCAGCUUGCCAGGGUUUCAGGCAGAGGACAGCCCUCCCUGGAGAUGCCUUGAAGACUAAAUUAGGCAUGUUCUGCUUGCAAAAGAGGUGCUCUGCCACUGAGCUACCCCUGUCCUCUAAUUCGCCUGCAUGUAGGAUACUUUGAUGUGCAUCUUCUUCCCUUAUGAAUUCCUCCCUGCUUCCCAAACAAAAAAUGCUUGGAAAAGCCUUGCUCCAGUUGCCAUCCAUUCAUAACUACUGCAAUGCACUCUAUGUGGGGCUGCCUUUGAAGGUGACCCGGAAACUACAACUAAUCCAGAAUGCGGCAGCUAGACUGGUGUCUGGGAGCGGUCGGCGAGACCACAUAACACCAGUCUUGAAAGACCUACACUGGCUCCCAGUACGUUUCCGAGCACAAUUCAAAGUGUUGGUGCUGACCUUUAAAGCCCUAAACGGCCUCGGCCCAGUAUACCUGAAGGAGCGUCUCCACCCCACCUCGUUCAGCCUGAGGUCCAGCGCCGAGGGCCUUCUGGCGGUUCCCUCACUGCAAAAAACCAAGUUACAGGGAACCAGGCAGUGGGCCUUCUCAGUGGUGGCACCCGCCCUGUGGAACACCCUCCCACCAGAUGUCAAAGAGAACAACAACUACCAGACUUUUAGAUGACAUCUGAAGGCAGCCCUGUUUAGGGAAGCUUUUAAUGUUUAAGGCAUUACUGUAUUUUAAUAUUGUGUUGGAAGCCGCCCAGAGUGGCUGGGGAAACCCAGCCAGACGGGCGGGGUAUAAAUAAUAAAUUAUUAUUAUUAUUAUUAAAUACAGGCGUCUCCCAGCCUGUGCAGGGCUUCAUUCCCGACAACCGCACGCAACCCGGGAUGUGUGCGAGUGGGGUUCUCCCCUGUUGCACCCUUGCCUCCUUUCAGUGCUGAAAAUGGCUAGCAUGUCUGCAGGAGCACGCAUGCAGCUCCUUUGCAAGUGGGGAGUUGCUUGUACACACACAGAGGAAAAGAGCUAGAGAUUCUGUUCCCACAGUGGCCAACCAGCUGCUUAUAGGAAGCCCACAACAAGGGACCUGAGGGCAGUAGCUCUCUCCCCCCUUGCGAUGCCUGCAUUAUACAGAGGCAUCCUGCCCUGCAACUUAACUUUCUCAGAUCCCGGAGAAGGACUUGGUCAGGAGCAACAUCAUAGUGGCUGCAAACCCCUCUUCCAAAGGAGACCUGAUGCGUCUCACUUUAUCGCGCCUUCGAAGAGCAAAGCUUCCCUGCUUAGACAAGUUUGGGCAAUUGUUUGAAGUGCGAAUUAACUUCUUCUGGGACACUGUUGUUUGCGCUCUUCUGCACUGUUCCGUUUACUUUGCAUUUAUGUUAUUUUGUCAAAUGCUUAUUGAUACGCUCCAAGUUGCUUUGAGCUUGGAAGGGAAAUCGUAGCCGGAGGAGCAGGAAGGAAAUGCCCAAACUUGCCUAAGCGGGGAAAUUUUUAGGAUUACAGUUCAGUAACAGGAGUUCCCAUUCAUACCUCUGGCCUGCAGGGUUUUGGGUUGAGUGAUGUUUAUACUGUGGAUUCUGUGAUCAUUCAGUACAAGUGAAGAAAUUGGUUUGUAUCCUAGGAAUGUCAGAUUUCAUGUUAUGGGGGGGGGGGGCAGAAAAACAUGCAAGACCUUAAGCUUAAAUUAAAUGUCCAUGCCUUAAAGUUUGGGGGCAAUGUCUGAUAAAUAGAAGAGAAUCCAGCUUGUGGGACUACUGACAAUGAAUUACUCAACAUAAGCACAGCGUAUUUAUUUGCUUUUUAAUUCAUUAACUACCUACACAGUCCAUGUGGAUACAUACCAAAUGUGUUUCAUUUGCAUAGCUCCAGGCAGAUUGUGAAGUUCAGAUGUUUUGGCAGAGAAUUUGGGUUACCAUGGCGCAGGGGUGGAUAGGGAGAGGUUUGCAAGGACACAGCGUGCAGCCAAUGAACUGAUCAUUCAUUAGAUAUAUGUUGCAGGCCUCCUGACAUUUUAAAAAUUUAGAAAGGUGAUCCUGAUUGACAAAGCAGCAGUGUGUGUGUGUGUGUGCACUUUUGAAUUGUUAUUUAUAUUUUAAUAUCCUUGCAAACUCAGAGGAGGCAAUCUCCCUUUCCCCCUCUUUCACAGGAAUAUAAGAAACUGCUUUAUCCCAGGUCAGAUCAUUGGUCCAUCUUUUAAGUGCCCCACACAAGAAAUAAUAAUAAUAAUAAUAAUAAUAUAUUUAUGCCCCAUCCAUCUGGCUGGGUUUCCCUAGCCGCUCUGGGCAGCUCCCAACAGAAUAUUAAAAACACAAUAAAAUAUCAAACAUUAAAAACUUCCCUAAACAGGGCUGCCUUCAGAUGUCUUCUAAAAGUCAGAUAGUUGUUUAUUUCCUUGACAUCUGAUGGGAGGGUGUUCCACAGGGCGGGCGCCACUGCCGAGAAGGCCCUCUGCCUGGUUCCCUGUAACUUGGCUUCUCACAGCGAGGGAACCACCAGAAGGCCCUCGGCGCUGGACCUCAGUGUCCGGGCAGAACGAUGGGGGUGGAGACGCUCCUUCAGGUCUACUGGGCCGAGGCCAUUUAGGGCUUUAAAGGUCAGCACCAACACUUUGAAUUGUGCUCGGAAACGUACUGGGAGCCAAUGUAGGUCUUUCAGGACUGGUGUUAUGUGGUCUUGGCGGCCGCUCCCAGUCACCAGUCUAGCUUCCGCAUUCUGGAUUAAUUGUACUUUCCAGGUAAAACAGAGAGAGAAUGCUAUGACGUAUUUUGUUCCGAUGCGAAUGUAUGUAGAUGCAAUGUCUUAAAAGUCAUAUGCUUAGUUAGAAUCGUGGAACUGUAGAGUGGUAAGGGACCCAAACUUGACUCUUGGGUUGCCCUCGUUUUUAAGCACAGCCCUUCCUUCUCCCUCUCCCUCCUUCUUCCAGGGCGCUGUCGUGGAGAAGCGGACUUUCUCGUGCCCGUUCUGCGAAGCCGCCUUCACGUCCAAAACCCAGCUGGAAAAGCACCGCCUCUGGAACCAUCUCGACCGGCCGUUGCCGGCUGCUGCUGCCCCGGUGGAAAACAGGUCUCCGAAAGUCUCCGGCAAGGGCAAGAAAAGGUACUGGCCUGAAGUCUUUGAGGCAGGGAAGAGGGAAAGCUCCCCGACCCCGUGGGUUUUGGGAUGGAAGGAGGGGGUCAGGCGUGAGAGGCCCCGAUGUCUUAAACCCCGCUUUAAACCAGCCCUCUAUGCUUUGCCCUAGAGCUGCCGAGGGUUCAGCUUCCCUCACCAUCCAUCCCAAACAGGCAAAGGUGGAGAAGGUCGUUGCCCUGCACCGCCCCGAGAACGGAGAAUGCGCGGCCGUGAGCCCAGGCAGCAAAGACUUCCAGACCAGGGCGGCCGCCAUGCCUGGCGCUCAGCUGUCGGGCGGCAAAAGCUCCAAGCAUCAGUCGAGCAGGCAGGCCUCUGAGCAGGAGGAAGACCCCGAGAGGAUGAAGCACAGUAAGACUAGAACAGCGACUCCCGUCCACCCCAAGUCCCGGGUUUCCCCUGCCCAGUUUAAGAUUUGAAGCAUGCGCUACGGUAUUCGUGGUAGAAGUUUGUGAAAUCAAGCAGAAUCUUAGAGCUGCAAACGGGCCCGAGGGUCAUAAGGUCCAACCCCUUGAAAUUGAAGUACAGUGGUACCUCAGGUUACAUACACUUCAGGUUACAGACUCCGCUAACCCAGAAAUAGUGCUUCAGGUUAAGAACUUUGCUUCAGGAUGAGAACAGAAAUCGUGCUGCGGCGGCAGCAGGAGGCCCCAUUAGCUAAAGUGGUGCUUCAGGUUAAGAACAGUUUCAGGUUAAGUACGGACCUCCGGAACGAAUUAAGUACUUAACCUGAGGUACCACUGUACUUACUUGUCACUUGUACAACUUGUAUAGAGUGAGAUUACACGAGCACCCCCCACUCAGCUCUCUUAGCCUUAAUUCCCCUCGUUUACUGAUGCACACCCAACAAACCCAAAAGUCAGUUGCCCUGUUGUUAUUUUUUCACUCAGCACCUUAACAGCCCAUGGAUAGAAGCUCUUCUUUACCCUGUUGGUGUGACCAAUCAUGCUUCUAUAUCUUCUGCUCGAGGGCAGGAGAUCAAGAAAGUGCCGGCCAGGGCGUGAAUCAUCCCCGAUAAUUUUCCUCACUCUCCUGAGGCAACGUUCUUCCGCUAUUUCAUCCAGCGGAUUCGCGGGACAGCCCAUAAUAUCUUGUGCUGUAUUCACCACCCUCUGUAGGCACUUCCUAUCAGUUGAUGUCAAAUCAGCGUACCACACCGUGAUGCAGUAUGAAAGGACACUUUCUAUUGUUGACUGGUAGAAGGAGAUCAUCAGAUGUUGUUUGACAUCAUUCUUCCUCAAUACUCUGAGGAGAUGGAGUCUCUGUUGGGCUUUCUUAACCACCGGGGUUGUAUUGAUUUUCCAAGAAAGAUCUUCACUGAGAUAAACUUCUAGGAAUUUAAAGGAAGAGUUUAUCUCAGUGAAGACUUACUUGGAAAAUAAAUGCAGGAAUCUCAUCUAAAGCAUCCAUGUCAGAUGGCCUCUGCUUCCAUCCAACCUCUGCUUAAAAUUCUCCAAGGAAAAGGGAGUCUGUUCCACGGCUGAACACCUCUUACUAUCAGAAUGUUCUUCCUGAUGUUGGAAUCUCCUUACAGUCAUAUCUCGAGUUGCGUUUGUUUCACGUUGCGUUUUUUCAGGUUAACGAACGCGGCAAACCUGGAAGUGUUUACUUCUGGGUUCGUCGCUCCGUGCAUGCGCAGGAGCGAUCUGUGCGCUUCGUGCAUGCGCAGGAGCACUCUUAUCGUGUCACGCACAGAAGUGGUGCUCUACUUACGGACUUUUUGGGGUGCAAACGGCACCCCGGAAUGGAUUGUGUGCAUAAGUAGAGGUACCACUGUGCUUGUAACUUGAAGCCAUUGGUUCGAGUCCUCCCCUCCAGAGCAGGAGAAAACAAGCUUGCUCCAUCUUCCAUGGGGAAACUCUUUAGAUAUCUGAAGAUGGCUCUCCUUUCUCCCCCCAGUCUCCUCUUUUCCAGGCUAAACACACCCAGCUCCUUCAACCACUCCUCAUAAGGCUUAGUUUCCAGACCCUUGGUCACCUUGGUUGCCCUCUUUGCCAUGGCAUGGAGAAAGAGGCUACAGAAAAGCUCUUCUCCUCCUCUCGUAACACUAGAAAUCGUGGGCAUCUUUAAUGCUGGAGGAUUCAGGACAGAUGGAAGGAAGGACUUCUUCCCACAGCCCAUAGCUAAACUCUGGAACUGAACGCCGCAGGAGACAGGGAUGGCCACCGAAAGGGCUGCCACAAAAUUUAUCACAAGACAUGGCACACGUGCACCAUUUGAAUGCCCCCCCCAUGCAUUUGAAGAGCGCUAUUGAAUCUUCAUCUCAUUCUUCUGUUCUCCGAGUUAAACAUGCCCAAUUUCUUCGUUCUUUCCUCAUAGGACUAGUUUUCCAUGGCUGUUCCUGCUGUUGCUUGAAAAAGUGUGUUUCUAGUUCUCAUGACUGUGGGGAUAGGCUUGGAAGCCUAUGCGCAGUGAGAAGCCAGGGGGGACAAAAGCCAAGCAGGGCUUUCUUUUCUGUGUUCCGGAAUAAGAUUUCAGCCCUGUGCUUAUUCCCUGGGGAGUGAAGCAGCAGAAUAAAUUAGGCAAAAAAGGGGCUUCACUGAAAUGCUGAGUUGCUCUAUGUAGACAGGGGUGUUGCACUCUGAGCUUACCGUGCAGGUGUUUGACCAAGUUUUUAUUUCUGUUUUCUCCUUUUUGAGUUAGGAAGGAAACAGAAAACUCCUAAGAAAUUUACUGGAGAGCAGCCGUCCAUCUCCGGAACAUUUGGACUGAAAGGUAAAUGACGAGUCAUAUGCGUUCCUGUUCUUGGGAAGUAUUUUGUAGAGUAUUUCGAAUUUCCUGCCUCAGUUUCAUGGAGAGCCCUUUGUGUGUUGCAGAGGAUUCUGGGAAAUAUUAUAGGCCGUUGCCUUUGGUUUAAGCAGGGCACACACCACCACUUGGAGCUGCUGUUACCUGGCAUGAAGCGAGAGCACAUCCUGAAAUAUGUAUUUCAGGAGAACAUCAGCCGUGACGGGCAAAAUAUCUUUGCAAGAAGUUUGUCCAACAUUGCUACAGUUAUCACAGGGAGACCUUGGGCUCAUGCAGCACAUAAUUAAACUAUGGAACUAUGGAUAUGUAUAAUUUUAUAAUAUGCAGAGGAAGUAUGUGAAGAGAAAUCAGGGAGAGAAGCUGAGGGAAGUCCUUGGUUUGGGGGGGGAGAAAUAAUGUAUGUGAUUAUAUGGUUUGAUAAUUUGUUAUGUGGAAAUUGAUCAAUAAAAAAUGUUUUUUUAAAAAAACAAACAAACUAUGGAACCCACCAACACAAAAUGUGACAAUGGCUUCACUAGGGGAUUAGACAACUUCAUGGAGGGGGUUAAGAACGGCAACUAGUCCUUGUGACUUUGGCUACCUCCACACGGUAGUUUAUUCCAUUUUCACGCCGUUUCCCUAACUGUUGAUUUUCACAUUUGUUGUUGUUGUUUAGUCGUUUAGUCGUGUCCAACUCUUUGUGACCCCAUGGACCAGAGCACGCCAGGCACUCCUGUCCUCCACUGCCUCCCACAGUUUGGUCAAACUCAUGCUGGUAGCUUCGAGAACACUGUCCAACCAUCUCAUCCUCUGUCAUCCCCUUCUCCUUGUGCCCUCCAUCUUUCCCAGCAUUUUGGAUGUACAUUUCCAAAAUAUAAGAUAACAAACAAAUAAAAUAAAACCUACAUACAGCAACCGUGUUUUGUGUUGUGUAGGCUCCUAGGAUGUAAGUCAUGGGCCCCGCCUGCUAGCCUGCUCCCUAAAAUAUCCCUGGUUUGCUCAUUUCUAUAUAUAGGGUGCCUACAUUCUGCAUGGACUGGUUGCACGGCAACACAUGCAAAUGGCUUUAGAUACCUAUCAGGUCCAUAAAUUACCAUAUAGCAUAUAUUCAACACAAAAAACAGCGGCAAUUUGUUGUUGAAAAAGGACAGCUGGACAUAUAAAGUGCCCCAUUACCUUCAGUAGCUUAGGGCCUCAUCAAACCUAAAUCCGGCCCUGCAGCUGGGGUAGAGGAAGGCGCCCAGCUGUCAAAGGCUCGAGUCGGGUGCAUGUCAGCAGCAAGAAAUAAUAAAUCUCCGAAGGCCAGUGGAAUUAAAAACUUAUUCAAGGAGGUCUUGCCUCAAUGACGCUGUUAUGAGGACUGAAAGUCUUGACCUUCUUCUAUCUGACAGACCUUCAAGUAUUUGUUGCUGUUGUUGUUUAGUCGUGUCCAACUCUUCAUGACCCCAUGGACCAGACCACGCCAGGCACUCCUGUCUUCCACUGCCUCCCGCAGUUUGGUCAAACUCAUGCUGGUAGCUUCGAGAACACUGUCCAACCAUCUCAUCCUCUGUCGUCCCCUUCUCCUUCUGCCCUCCAUCUUUCCCAGCAUCAGGGUCUUUUCCAGGAGUCUUCUCUUCUCAUGAGGUGGCCAAAGUCUUGGAGCCUCAGCUUCAGGAUCUGUCCUUCCAGUGAGCACUCAGGGCUGAUUUCCUUAAGAAUGGAUAGGUUUGGUCUUCUUGCAGUCCAUGGGACUCUCAAGAGUCUCCUCCAGCACCAUAAUUCAAAAGCAUCAAUUCUUCGGCGAUCAGCCUUCUUUAUGGUCCAGCUCUCACUUCCAUACAUCACUACUGGGAAAACCAUAGCUUUUACUAUACGGAUGUUUGUUGGCAAGGUGAUGUCUCUGCUUUUUAAGAUGCUGUCUAGGUUUGUCACUGCUUUUCUCCCAAGAAGCAGGCGUCUUUUAAUUUCGUGGCUGCUGUCACCAUCUGCAGUGAUCAUGGAGCCCAAGAAAGUAAAAUGUCUCACUGCCUCCAUUUCUUCCCCUUCUAUUUACCAGGAGGUGAUGGGACCAGUGGCCAUGAUCUUCGGUUUUUUGAUGUUGAGCUUCAGACUAUAUUUUGCGCUCUCCUCUUUCACCCUCAUUAAAAGGUUCUUUAAUUCCUCCUCACUCUCUGCCAUCAAGGUUGUGUCAUCUGCAUAUCUGAGGUUGUUGAUAUUUCUUCUGGCUAUCUUAAUUUGGGCUUGGGAUUCAUCCAGCCCAGCUUUUCACAUGAUGAAUUCUGCUUCUAAGUUAAAUAAGCAGGGAGACAAUAUACAGCCUUACCAUACUCCUUUCCCAGUUUUGAACCAAUCAGUUGUUCCAUAUCCAGUUCUAACUGUAGCUUCUUGUCCCACAUAGAGAUUUCUCAGGAGACAGAUGAGGUGAUCAGGCACUCCCAUUUCUGAUUUUCACAUUAUAUUGGCACUCACUUCCACAUUAUUUGCAAAUGAAUUCCCUCCCCUCCUCCCCAGAAGCAAAUAACACGGAAAUGAGCGCUAAGCUUGCACCUACGUUCCAUUAUUGUUCCAGAAGGAGCUUUUUCCCCCAUGUGAAAGCUCAAACAAAAUGUAGAACAUAACCGUCGGGGGAAAGUCUAGAUUAGGUUAGAUUACUGAAAUGUGUUAUACGUGGGGCUGCCUCUCAAGGCUGUUUGGAAAGUCCCGCUGGUGCAGAAUUCACUGGGAAGACAGUUUGAGCAUAUUACACAGAUCCUGGCUCAACUGCGCUGGCUGCCAAUUAGUUUCUAGGUCCAAUUCAAAGUGCUGGAUAUGACCUAUAAAAACUUAAAACUGCUCGGGACCUCAAGGACCCCUUCUCCUCAUAUGAACCUGCUCAGACUCUGCGAUCAUCAUCUGAGACCCUUCUCUAUGUAUCGUUUUGAACAUGGGAUUGGUUGUUCCUGCCUGUUGUAGCAUAUCCAUGGAGCUGUCCAUGGAGACACAGGUCAAUUCUGUGUCCAGGGCAGCUGUUUACCAGCUCCAUCAGGUACGCAGGCUGACCCGACCUGUGCCUCACCAUAGUGGUGCAUGCUCUGGUUAUCUCCCGCUUGGACUACUGCAAUGCGCUCUACGUGGGGCUACCUUUGAAGGUGACCCGGAAUCUACAACUAAUCCAGAAUGCGGCAGCUAGGCUGGUGACUGGGAGCAGCCACCGAGACCACAUAACACCGGUCUUGAAAGACCUACACUGGCUCCCAGUACGUUUCCGAACACAAUUCAAAGUAUUGGUGCUGACCUUUAAAGCCCUAAACGGCCUCAGUCCAGUAUAUCUGAAGGAGCAUCUCCACCCCCAUCGUUCUGCCCAGACACUGAAGUCCAGCGCCGAGGGCCUUCUGGCAGUUUUCUCACUGCGAGAAGCCAAGUUACACGGAACCAGGCAGAGGGCCUUCUCAGUGGUGGCACCCGCCCUGUGGAACGCCCUCCCACAAAAUGUCAAAGAGAACAACAACUACCAGACUUUUAGAAGACAUCUGAAGGCAGCCCUAGUUAGGGAAGCUUUUAAUGUUUGAUGUAUUACGGUAUUUUAAUAUUUUGUUGAAAGCCGCCCAGAGUGGCUGGGGAAGCCCAGUCAGAUGGGCGGGGUAUAAAUAAUAAAUUACAGUGGUACCUCAGGUUACAUACGCUUCAGGUUACAGACUCCGCUAACCCAGAAGUAUUACCUCGGGUUAAGAGCUUUGCUUCAGGAUGAGAACAGAAAUCGUGCAGCGGCGGUGUGGCAGGCCCCAUUAGCUAAAGUGGUGCUUCAGGUUAAGAACAGUUUCAGGUUAAGAACGGACCUCUGGAAUGAAUUAAGUUCUUAACCCGAGGUACCACUGUAUUAUAUUAUUAUUAUUAUUAUUAUUAUUAUUAUUAUUAUUACUAUUAUCUGCCAUAUGAGCAACGCUAGGCCUGCUUUUCAGGAAGGAACCACUCAGCCUGUCCUCUUCCAAAAGCAAAAUCCUUCCUCUUCUCCAGGGCUGGCGAAAGCAGAGGACAAGGCGAAAGCACACCGGGCAAAGAAACUGGAGGCGUCUCUGAGCAGCGCCGGCAAUGAAGACCUGAAGAAGAAAACGCCGGGGUCCGGUGUGAGAAAGGAUGCGGUCCCGACAGCAGCAGCUCCUUCUGCAACAGGUUUGACCCUUUUCACAGAACCCUUUCCAUUCCGAGGGCCACAUUCCCUUCUGGGUGGGGCCACAGGCAAAGUGGGGAGAGCUGCAAUUGCAAACGUUUGCUUUGGACAGUAGGCUAGUUUCUCAACACGCACUCACACAUCCCUCACCGUCCCCCGUCCAGGCAAGCUAGAGUCACAGCCAGGGUUCAAGGACGCAGCUGAGACAGGCAGGAAUGCCAGAGGAGGGUGCGAGGCAGGAUUGGUGAGCAGUGUGGCCAAGGAAGGCUGUGGUGUAGUGGUUGAGAGCAGCAGACUCGUAAUCUGGGGAACUGGGUUCGCGUCCGCGCUCCUUCACACGCAGCUGCUGGGUGACCUUGGGCCAGUCACACUUCUCUGAAGUCUCUCAGCCCCACUCACCUCAUAGAGUGUUUGUUGUGGGGGAGGAAGGGAAAGGAGAAUGUUAGCUGCUUUGAGACUCCUUCAGGUAGUGAUAAAGCGGAAUAUCAAAUCCAAACUCCUCCUCCUCUUCUUCUUCUUCUUGUGUGGCUUGUGGAACUUGCUCCAACGUGACUUGGGGGUGGAGCGUCUGUUUGCAUGCAGGAGGUCCAGUGUUCAGCCCCUGGCUGGCGCUGGGGGAGCCGCUGCCCGCCAGUGCAAACAAUACUAAUCUAGAUGGACCAAUGGUUUCACUUGGCUGAAGGCAGUUUAUUUUGUCCCUAUCUUUCAAGCCAUUGUGGGGAAACCCGGUCAUUUGAACAAACAUGGUCUGUUCGCUGCACAAGAGGCGUGCAUUUUUGCUAUCGAAACUUGAGGGCUAUUUUUUAAAAAAAUAGUUAUUUAAGUUGUGUGUCCUUUGUUUCUCAGUUUGAUCCUUUUACAUGGCUUUGUAUGUUUUGUGGUGUUUUAUGCAUUGCGAUUUGCUGUUAUUUAUUAUAGAUUGGUGGCGCUGUGGGUUAAACCACAGAGCCUAGGAUUUGCCAAUCAGAAGGUUGGCGGUUCAAAUCCCCGCGAUGGGGUGAGCUCCCGUUGCUUGGUCCCUGCUCCUGCCAACCUAGCAGUUCAAAAGCACUUCAAAGCACAAGUAGAUCAAUAGGUACCACUCUGGCGGGAAGGGAAACGGCGUUUCUGUGCACUGCUCUGGUUCGCCAGAAGUGGCUUAGUCAUGCUGGCCACGUGACCCGGAAGCUGUACGCCGGCUCCCUUGGCCAAUAAAGCGAGAUGAGCGCCGCAACCCCAGAGUCGGUCACGACUGGACCUAACUGUCAGGGGUCCCUUUACCUUUACCUUAUUAUAGAUUGAUAAUUCAUUACUGUGGCUGAUAAGUGUUCAAUUAUUAUUUGCUGAUGUUUAAUGUUACUGUUUACUAUUAGAUUCUGAUGGAUUCCUGAAUGCUGCUUUGUUUUAUAUAAGUUGUUUGUUUUAAAGUUAUUGUGACUUUUUGUAUUGGAUUCUUACUAUUAAUGUUUGACGUUCUAUUACGUUUUUGUAUGUGUUGGAAGCCGCCCAGAGUGGCUGGGGAAACCCAACCAGAUGGGAAGGGUAUAAAUCAUAAAUUAUUAUUAUUAUUAAUUAUUAUUAUUAUUAUUAUUGUGCAACCCAGCCAGGUGGGCAGAGUAUGAAUAUAUUGUUGCUGUUGCUGUUGUUGCUGUUGCUGUUGUUUUAGUUGUUGUUGUUGUUAUUAUACUUUCCAGUGUUACCUUUUGAAAGUGCACUUUGUGGGUUAAUUUGAGCUGUCUUAAGUGUCCCUCAAACCACUCCUUUUGGCUCUUAAGACCCAGGCAAGUAGGUAUCUGGAGCCAGGGGAAAAACCUUGCUUCUCUGGGUAAUCUCUUCCUGGCUCAAGGAAGACAGCAUGUUCUGAGCAAAGCACAGCUGCAGCCUCUUACAGCUGAUCCACGUUCCCAGCUUUCGAGUCCCUGAUCGCCGAGUAAACAACUCAGCAGGCCUAGCCUGUUGCUCGCAGUGGGAGCGAAGCCAAGCCUAUGGCUGCUUGAGACUGCGGCUCGGCUCGGCCUCUUUUUGGCUGUGUUCCCUCACGGGGGGGUGGGGGGUGGCAUUUAGAUAAACACUGCAAGGAGUCCCGGAGCUCGUAGACAGAACCUAUGUUUGCUCAGAUGUCGCUGUGCUUCAGAAUGGAACUGUUGCCCAAGCCACGCUCCGUUUUCCCUUCCUGUGCAGUGAUGGUGUCGGCAGAGAUCGGGGAUUAUUGUUGUAGAUGCGUUUUGCGGGGAGGCGGCAAAAUCACGAUCCCACGCUUUUUAGUGCAUUUCCUCGUGACCUCCCGAACCGCAAGCAGCCCUCAAAAAGAAAAAGAGGCAUGUUGGAAAAGAGGAGCGAAAGACUUAACUUAGUAAAACCUCACUUGUUGUCACUUGAUCUAUUAUUCUUAUAUAUAUGUAUAUAUUCCUUUAUCUAUACGCAGGAGUUGGUAAAGGGACCGUUGAGGGAAUAAGGAUAUUUGUUUAAAAAGAUGGGUGCUAAUUAAAGAUAAGUUUGUAAUAUAAGCAGCGUGUAAUUGGGAAGAAAUGGAAACAUCUGAGAAAGAUAGUGGGAAGCCAGUUUUUGGGGGGACUUGUGUUCAAUUAGUUUUAACUUGGCAUUGACGGGUUAUAAAUUUGGAAAACGGAUAAAAAUUAAUUGGCACAAAAAAGGAAAAAUGUGAAUUAGUUGGACCGGAGGAAAUUGAGUUUCCAGUGCAUGCGAUCGAAUAGCAGCCCACCAAAUAGCGGAAGUCUAUAGGACACCCAGGAUUUAGCCCCAGACAAACUUCCGCUCUGUCUUUCCUCUUUCUCCAGCGAGCCCAGAAGAGCAGUGGCAGCGGGCGAUCAAUGAGAGAGGGGAGGUGGCUUGUCCGACCUGCAGCAUGAUCACCCGGAAGACGAUCCUUGGCCUCAAGAAGCACAUGGAAGUCUGCCAGAAGGUAGGAAGCCAAAAUUGGACGGGAUCAAACCACCGAGUACCAUGUCAACGAAUUGUUCUGGUAUCUGGCUGGGUUUCCCCAGCCACUCUGGGAGGCUCCCAGCAGAAUAUUAAAAACAUAAUGAAACAUUAAACAAUAAAAAAAUUCCCUAAACAGAGCUGCCUUCAGAUGUCUUCUAAAAGUCAGAUAGUUGUUUAUCUCCUUGACAUCUGAUGGGAGGGCGUUCCACAGGGUAGGUGCCACCACCGAGAAGGCCCUCUGUCUGGUUCCCUAUAACUUGGUUUCUUGCAGUGAGGGAACCUCCAGAAGGCCCUCGGAGCUGGACCUCAGUGUCUGGGCUGGAUGAUUGGGGUGGAGAUGCUCCUUCAGGUAUACAGGACCGAGGCCGUUUAGGGCUUUAAAGGUCAGCACCAACACUUUGAAUUGUGCUCGGAAACAUACUGGGAGCCAAUGUAGGUCUUUCAAGACUGGUGUUACGUGGUCUCGGCGGCCGCUCUCAGUCACCAGUCCAGUUGCUGCAUUCUGGAUUAGUUUCUGGGUCACCUUCAAAGGUAGCCCCACGUAGAGCGCAUUGCAGCAGUCCAAGCAGGAGAUAACUAGAGCAUGCACCACUCUGGUGAGACAGUCUGCGGUUAGCGAGGGUCUCAGCCUGCAUACCAGAUGGAGCUGGUAGACAGCCGCCCUGGACACAGAACUGACCUGUGCCUCCAUGGACAGCUGUGAGUCCAAAAUGACUCCCAGGCUGCGCACCUGGUCCUUCAGGGGCACAGUUUCCUCAUUCAGGACCAGGGAGUCCUCCACACCUGCCUGCUGUAUCUAUAGGGAUAUAGAUACAGGCAACUCCCCAUUUACACAGAGGUUACGGUCUGAGGCACCGUGCACGUAAGUGAAAUCGCAUAAACUGGGAACACCAUUGACAAAAGCCUGCAAACUCCCCAAUCACUCCAUCCAAACCUCCUUGCUCAAACUCCCAACUCUCCACGGGUCUCGGAAAGUCGAUGCAAGGACUCCUGGGAUUGCACUUGCAAAGGCUUGUGGGAUUGCUAGGUGCUGUUUUGUGAUGUGUUUGCCCUUUCUGCACUCUUUUAGGGCCAUUUUUGCCCUUUUCCUAGUCACUUCCAGGUUCGCAGUGAUGCAUGUGUGUGCGCGCAGUUACACAAAUAUUGAACAUAUGCAAAUGGAGAGUUGCCUGUAUAUUUUAUAAUUUUAUUGCCAGUAAGGGCCUGGUGGUAAAAUACACAUUUUUAACAAGCCCUGCUAUUAUUAUUAUUAUUAUUAUUAUUAUUAUUAUUAUUAUUAUUAUUAUUAUUUUGGAGGGUAAGGCUAUCAGCGGCUAUUGGUUGUGAUGGCUGCACUCUGCCCCACUGGGCCAGAGGCAGCUAUGCUUCUGAAAACCAGUUUUUGGUGUGUUGACUUUUCGUUCCGCUUGCUUCAGCUGCAGGAUGCCUUGAAAUGCCAGCAUUGCAAGAAGCAAUUCAAGUCCAAAGCCGGGUUGAAUUACCACACCAUGGCCGAACACGUCAACAAGGUAGGAAACUCUGGUUGCAUGUAAAACAAGUAAAUGAAUAUUCUGCACUGUGGCAACAUACUGCCCUCGAAUAAGCCGGAGUCCACAACUUGUGUGCUUUUGCAAGUUUGCAUAAUUUCCCUUGUCUUCCAACCCGUGUUUUUGGAAUUUGUGCUAUUUAUUGCCCUUUUAAUAGUCGGGGGGGGGGCAGGGAAAAGGGGCAAGGAGCUGUGCUGGGCACUGGGGCCUCCAGACCCCAUGACUAUUAAUCUUGUUCCACAACCCCUCUGGCACCUGAAAUCUCACCAGGAACAUGCCUUUGCAACCACGAGGGCUGUAAAAAAACAAUUAAAAAGAGGAAAUCAGAGAUUCUCACUUUUCUGCGCUGGCAUCACUCUGCAAUAGAUGCAUAGUCUUGGAUAAUGGCGCCAGGGUGCUGGCGGCCUUCCUGCCUUUUAUAAAAUGCCUCUUUCUGGGGUGUGAGGCAGACAAGGGCCCACUGCGUGUACGAAAGGCUAGAUUAACAUUGCGGGGUUUCUCGAUUCCUUCCCUGCAGCCAGUUCCUGUGGAAGCCGCUGCCCCUCUCAGCGAGCACGAAGAGCGGGAGAGGCUGAGGAAAGUACUAAAGCAGAUGGGGAAACUAAAAUGCCCCGUUGAGGUACUUCUUUUCGCUCUUUUGGCUAAUAUUUCCAGCAGAGAAAGAGUUGGGGAAGCCAGUGAGUUUUUCAGUACGAUCACAUCUUACGCAUGUUUGUCAGGCGCGUUUGACGUUAGGUGGUUGAAGGCCAGUUGCUUGAAAUCACACAAAUUUAACGCCCAGAAGGCAGAGAACUCAAAAGCUCUCUUUGUUCAGGGUUUCCCCGGCGCAGAAAGAGCUUUUAAACUCUCUGCCUUGCUUACUGGGCUCUGGGAUGCUUGUGCAAGAUCUUGGGAUCUCACGAGAGCAUUCCAGAGCCCAGUAAGCAAGGCGGAGAGCUGUUAAGCUCUCUGUUUUGCUGUGGGACGCAAGGCAGCAUGGAUGUGCUGUCUUAACAGAGAUAAAUCUAUGGCCCGCAACUUCACUUUACGUUUAAAGCAAUAUCACUCCCCUUUAAAAAGUCAUGACUUCCCCCCAACGAAUUCUGGGAACUGUAGUUUGUUAAGGGUCAUGAAUGGAAGGGAGAAGAGUCGGUGGAAGAAGAUUGGAAGAAAUUUAAAGACUAUUUACAGAAAUAUUGCAAAAUUAAUGAAUGUUAGAAUGAUGUUGGAUUGAAGUUAAGUGGUUUCUAGCUGUAAUGGUAUAAAAGAAUAUGGACAAAUUGGUUUUUAAUACGUAAAAAUUUAAUGUUUAUAAUAUAUCAAGAUUAAAGAUCAGGAUUAAAAAGGAGGGAAAGGAAUUGCUGGACUAACAAACUGAAUUGGAAUACAAAAGAGGGUGGUAUGAGGAGGUCCGGGAAAUAAGGAAAUGUAAGAGAAGUGAUGAAAAGAUGAAAUUGUUUUUAACUGUUUUUUCUUAUUUUGUAUUUUGUAUUUUUCCUUUUUAUUGUUAAUUUUUCCUUUUUAUUGUUAAUUUUCUUAUUAAUGUAAUCUCUUUCUUUUCUUUGAAAUUUUAAUAAAUAUCAUUUUUUUAAAAAAUGAAUGUUCUCUGUUAAGACAGAUUGAUGGUUGAAAUACCCUGGAAAUUGUAGUUCUUGGGGGCAGGGAAAAAGCCAACCGAAGAUGAAAAAUCCAUUAAAUCAGACAUUAUGAGUUCAUCUUCGGUUGGGUAGUUCGCUAGUCUCUGUGGCUUUGUACAAGGUUUUGUCUUUUUCUCAGAAGAUUGAUAAAGAAUGUAUAAUCAUUUUGGUAAUUAUUGAUAGCCUUAUGAGCUGGUCUCAUCUGCUUUUGAACCCAUCUAAGUUUCUGGCAUUCCCACCGUGUUUCUCCUGUUCCUCUUCCUGCAGGGAUGCGUGGCUACUUUCUCCAGCCUUAUGGGGUACCAGUACCACCAGAAGCGGUGCGGGAAGCAGCUGUCCGAGGUGGAGAAGCCCGUCUUCACCUGCCUGCACUGCGGGAAGACGUACAAGUCGAAAGCAGGACACGACUACCACGUGCGGUCAGAACAUCCGUCCGCGGUAAGGCCCUAUGAGCCUCUUCCCUCCAUUCUGUUGUCGUGCUGUUGAGUAUCAUUAUGCUGCAAGACAUUACAUUUUGCAAAGUGUUUCCUCAUCUUUUAUUUAUUUAUUUUUUUAGAAAAAUAGUUUUUAUUUGCAUUUUUAAUACAAAACAAGCAAAAAAACCACACACACACCCUUUCCUCCACCCCACCCCCCAAUUGUACAACUUUCAUACCAAUCUCGACAUACAAUUAAAUACCCAGUGACUUCCCAUCCACCCUUUUCCUGGUUUCUGUACUAUUCUAUAAAUUGCGUAUUCCAAAUUUUUACUCUACAAAUUUCUUCCUCUGCUAAUUUCUGUUAGCGCCUAUUCUGCCGGGUUUACUCAAGACCAGCUAGGUUAUUUACUUGUUUAUACUGGUUCUUUAAAAUAUCCAAUAAACAUUUUUCAAUCCUCCUUCUAUCCUUUAUCAUACUUUUCUCUUCCCUAUUCGUUAUGCCUGCCAGUUCAGCAUAUUCAAGCAUUUUAAACUGCCACUCUUCUCUGGUGGGUACCAUACUCGUUCUCCACCUUUGUGCCAGUAAAAUUCUGGCCGCGUUGGUGGCAUAUAAUAAUAAUAUCUCUCUCUCUCUCUCUCUUUUUUACCAUUCCCAAAAGGAAUGUCUCAAGCUUUUGGGGGAAGGUUUUUAUGAAUAUCUUUUUAAAAUCAUUGUAAAUUACUUCCCAGAGUUCCCCGAUUACUUUACAAGACCACCACACGUGGAAAAAGGUUGCUUCUACUUCAUUGCAUUUCCAACAUUUAUCUUUUUCUUUUAUCAACAUUUCUGCUAGUUUGGCAAGGCAACAGUGAUCCUCUGGUGGUGCUUGUGCAAAACCUAUUUCUCCUCUCAGCAGUUGUCUCAGCUUGCUAAAUUUGGUUUCAAUACUCCUUAUUUUAAUGAUUUUUUUGUUUUGGGUGUCUUUGAACCACCUUGAUUUUUCCCCCUUUUAAUAGAAGGCAGCGUUACAAUUAUUUUAAAUACAGUGCAGCAACAUCUCGCACACAUUUAACAUGCACGAUUUUAAAUGUACGCGGCUGAAGGCAGGCUGGUUGAAAGUACGCAAGUUAAAUCCAAAACUGGCGGGGAGCUUAAAAGCUCAUUCUCUGGCUUGUGGAUCCUGGUGACAGCCUUUGACAUAUAGUAUCCAGGCUUUCUCAUGCUGAUGCAGAAGAUGGGGCUGACACUGGUUGUUGUUCUUUGGGUACCCCUUUCCACCUUCACCCCCUUUCCCCCCGUCUUCUCAGCCUCCUGAACAGCCCGAGAUCAAGCCUGAAGUCAGCCUCGUCGAAGAUUUCGAGAGGACUCCGAGCGGCAGGAUCCGGCGCACGUCAGCCCAGGUCGCCGUCUUCCACUUGCAGGAAAUCGCCGAGGAUGAGCUAGCCAAGGACUGGACCAAACGGAGGAUGAAGGACGACUUGGUCCCCGAGACAAAGCGAGUGAGAGCCCGUCACUUACCUGACUUUUGCUGAAGGGCGGGGUGCAAGGAAAACAGGGUCUGUAGUCUUGGUCUGGGGCACGUGUUGGGGUGUGUGGCUUGCGGGUUCUUCAAUUGGCUAGUUUGGAAACAACUUGGAAAUCACACAGGCGCUCUCUCUGGGCCUGACCAGAGAAGCCAAGCUUAGGGAAUUGUUUUUGCAGGACCAGGUGCAGCUCUGAGGAUAGCAGGGCUUGCAGCUUCAGUACCACUCUGUUGUUGCUUGCAGUGAUCGUGCUUCAGCCAGGGCUAGCAGGCCUCUCCACCAGCUACUAGUGUUGUACUGAGUUAGCAUGCUCUAGUUAUCUCCCGCUUGGACUACUGCAAUGCGCCCUACGUGGGGCUACCUUUGAAGGUGACCCGGAAACUACAACUAAUCCAGAAUGCGGCAGCUAGACUGGUGACUGGGAGCGGCCGCUGGAACCACAUAACACCGGUCCUGAGAGAUCUGCAUUGGCUCCCAGUAUGUUUCCGAGCACAAUUCAAAGUGUUGGUGCUGACCUUGAAAGCCCUAAACGGCCUCGGUCCUGUAUACCUGAAGGAGCGUCUCCACCCCAUCGUUCUGCCUAGACACUGAGAUCCAGCGCCGAGGGCCUUCUGGCGGUUCCCUCCCUGCGAGAAGUGAGGUUACAGGGAACAAGGCAGAGGGCCUUCUCGGUGGUGGCGCCUGCCCUGUGGAACGCCCUCCCAUCAGAUGUCAAGGCAAUAAGCAACUAUCUUACCUUUAAAAGACAUCUGAAGGUGGCCCUGUUUAGGGAAGUUUUUAAUGUUUGAUGCUGUAUUGUGUUUUUAAUAUUUGGUUGGAAUCCAUUCAGAGUGGCUAGGGAAACUCAGCCAGAUGGGUGGCGUAUAAAUAAUACAUUAUUAUUAUUAUUAAUAUUAUUAUUAUUAUUAGCCUACUAGAUGUGCAUAUGCGCAAGGUCCUCAGUGUUUUCUUUCUCUGCCACUGGUUGAGCUCUCCUUCGUCACACUGCCUGUGACAAAAUACACUCUUCUUGAUUUCAUCUCUUGUUGAUUUCAUCCAGUUAAAGAUUUGUUCAUUUCGGUGAAACAUACAUACACACACAUGCUCCAGCCAAUCUUUUUGAACUUGGGAAAAUGAAAAUAACAGAAUCGGUUUUUGGGGGGAAACUUGUUGAGCUAAUAAGCAGAUUAAAAGAAUAAUAAUGCAGUUUUUUGUAGAGCUGUGUUUUAUAUGCCGAAGUUGAUUAACCCCUGCUUCUUGCCUGGCAGCUAAACUACACCCGUCCUGGGCUUCCGAAGCUGAACCCGAAGCUUCUGGAAACCUGGAAAAACGAAGUGAAGGAAAAAGGACACAUCAACUGCCCUAAUAAUGUGAGUGCCUUGUUUUCUGCAGAGCUGAUUGGAAAAUGAAAGGGAUGUUAUGUUUUAUUCUGUGUUAUGGACAUGCUGCGGGACGCGGGUGGCGCUGUGGGUUAAACCACAGAGCCUAGGACUUGCCAAUCCGAAGGUCAGCGGUUUGAAUCCCCGCGAUGGGGUGAGCUCCCGUUGCUCAGUCCUGCCAACCUAGCAGUUUGAAAGCAUGUCAAAGUGCAAGUAGAUAAAUAGGUACCGCUCUGGCGGGAAGGUAAACGGCGUUUCCAUGCGCUGCUCUGGUUCGCCAGAAGCGGCUUAGUCAUGCUGGCCACAUGACCCGGAAGCUGUACGCCGGCUCCCUUGGCCAGUAAAGCGAGAUGAGCGCCGCAACCCCAGAGUCAUCCGCGACUGGACCUAAUGGUCAGGGGUCCCUUUACCUUUACCUAUGGACAUGCUGCAGAUUGGAACAGUUCUCAUGUUCUUAAGGUUUCAUGGCCAGGGUGCCCAGCCCCUGAGUCGAAAAAGUUGCCUCUCCCUGAUCUCCAGGAAAGGCUUGUUAGCAGGGCUGUGGGGAGGUGGGAGGGACGUUGUUUGUAGAGCAGGUGAGAGGCAUUAGCCGGUUAGCACAGCCACUUUGAAAAGGUGCGCGGCUCUGAAACGGAUAGCGUCUCUGCCCAGGCGAUUAGCCCAAUUUCCCUUUCCACAUCAGACUCGCGACCGGCGGUGCCGUAAGAUCUCCCGUCGCCCAGCAGGUCUCCCGUAACUGCUUGAAAGCGCCUUGAAUGUUCAAAGGUCCAUUUAGGGACGUGUUUUGCCUGCCAGCGACGGAGCCACAUGACUCCCAUUAGCAGUAAUUAGAAGCAUGUGGCAAGAUCCCAACAGGCAGAUCGCCUGUAAAAUUAACCUUGUGACGGCGAGAGGGAGCUUGCAAAGAAGGAGAGCCUUGUGGGGAUUUGGAGGGGGGCGGGUCGCUGCAACCCCAUGAAAGGGGGAAAGGAGGGAGGGGAGUACAAAACCCUACUUACCAUGUGCUGCGCUGUUUUCGCUUCCAGUGCUGCGCUGCCAUCUAUUCCAGUGUGUCCGGUUUGAAAGCCCACCUUGCAAACUGCAACAAGGUAAGGCGUUUAAGAGGCUUAUAGCCUAACGUCAUUAUUAUUAUUUAUUAAGCUUGUAUGCCGCCCUUCAUCAGGAAGAUCUCAGGGCGGUUCACAGCAUCAGAAUACAAAAUAAAAACACAAAAUACACAAUGAAAGCAAACACAAAACAAUAACCACCCCGCACCCACAAACACAUAUAAAAAGGACACAUAAUGUUAAUCAUGCAAAGACCUGGUUGAAGAGGAACAUUUUUGCCUGGCGCCUAAAGAUGUACAGUGAAGGCACCAGGCAAGCCUUCCUGGGGAGAGUAUUCCUCAAACGGGGAGCCACUGCAGAAAAGGCCCUGUUCUCGUGUUGCCACCCUCUGGAUUUCUCAUGGAGGAGGCACACAACAAAGGGCCUCAGAUGGUGAUUUCAGGGUCUGGGUCAGUUCAUAUGGGUAGAGGUGGUCCUGGAGGUAUUGAGGUCCUGAGCUGUUUAAGGCUUUAUAGGUCAAAUUCAGCACUUUGAAUUGGGCCUAGAAACUAAUUGGCAGCCAGUGCAGUUGGGCCAGGAUCAGUAUAAUAUGCUCAAACUGUCUUGCUCCAUUGAGCAACCUGGCCGCUGAAUUCUGCAACAGCUGAAGUUUCCGAACCUUCUUCAGAGGCAGCUCUGGAGGAUGCCAUAGCCAGUGGUAUCCAAAACCCGCAAAGAGGUCAUGUAAUGGCAAUGUUGAGAACCCUUCCCAUAGGCGGAAAUCCUUUUCCCAACUCUCACUCCCCGCCCUCAGCUUUCAGCGCCCUCUGCCAAAUUCAAGCCCCUCGUUCAUUUUCUGACGGAUCAGAAAACGUCUGAAACGGUUCAUUCAGAUGCUUCCAGUUGUGUGAAGAUGCACCUAUACUCAAUGUCUGAUGCUUGCCUGCCUCGCAUUAAUGCCACAGAUCCAGCUGCAAGCAUGCUCCCGCGACUCUCACUACACCCCCUCUCCCGCUGGGAGCUCGUACAUCACCUCAUUGUCAAUAAAGAAUAUAUUACGCAUUCUCUAGUGGCAGAUGGAAGCAGAGUAGGGAGCUCAUUCGUUUUCCGCAAGGUCAGCGGUAGCAGAAAUCCAGGGUUUUAAUUAGCUGCUCGGCAACCCAGAAGAGAAAUUUCAAAAGCUUUAUUGAUCAGGUUCGGCCAUAAAUUAGAGGAAGCCUCUGCUCCUCGUAGCGGGCUGCAGGGUAGAAUGAAGCUGCUGUUCUGCUCCAUGUGGCAGCUUGGGUAGGCUGGCGCAACGUCGGGGAUGGCCAGCUCCACGAGAGGUUCAAGCUGGGGCAAGUGGAAGAUGUUGUUUCAGCAACAGAUAGCUGUUAGCUUUUUUUGGUGAUGAAACAGAUGCCCUUUACUUGUCAGGUUGGCAACAGUUGAACAGGUAUUAUUCAAUUAUUAUUACUAUUAUUAUUAUUAUUGUUGUUGUUGUUAUAUUAAAUUUACAUAUUAAUGAAAGCAAUGUGUUUCUCUCCCUUGAGCCAAAGAGAGGGCUUAGUCCUUCAUAGCAGUGCAUAAGUUACCAUAUUUUUUGCUCUCUAAGACUGACUUUUUCCCUCCUAAAAAGUAAGGGGGAAUGUGUGUGCAUCUUAUGGAGCGAAUGCAGGCUGUGCAGCUAUCCCAGAAGCCAGAGCAGCAAGAGGGAUUGCUGCUUUCACUGCGCAGCGAUCCCUCUUGCUGUUCUGGCUUCUGAGAUUCAGAAUAUUUUUUUUCUUGUUUCCCUCCUCCAAAAACUAGGUGCGUCUUGUGGUCUGGUGCGUCUUAUAGAGCAAAAAUACGGUAUUAAUCCAUAGCUUGCCUGUCCUCACAAACAGCGUCUACUGCUUGAAGUCACCACGCUCCCAUGUUCUCAAGGAAACGACGAUAACAAAAUAAGCAAACCAACUGCCACCAUUUAUUCUUUGUCAAAUACAUUUACAAUGCAAAUACAGUACAGAUACUAACAACAACCUCAGAAUGGACCUUAGGUAAGGCGGGGGCUGUAAGCUCCUCUGCCAAAAAUCCCCCAUCUUUUGCCCUCCAUCUCACCUGAGCGAGCCAGGUGACCCUUUCUGCUAAGUUUCCAAAUGCAUGAGUGCAGGAUAGGUUCUGAAAGGUCCGGGUGAGAGUUAACCCUUCCCCGGAUUCCCAGGGGAGGUUCUGACCCCCACCUGAAUCCUACUCCAUAUAUGAAGGGGCCUGAAGUUUCCCUGGAGCCUGAAUGUCACAGUGCCAAGGACAAAUCUGUCCUACGUAGAUGAUCAACACAUCUCCAAGAUAUCCUCCGGGGCUGAGCUCACAUGGCCGGACCUUUGUAUUGCAGGGAGACCACUCCGUGGGGAAGUAUCGUUGUCUUCUGUGUCAGAAGGAGUUUAGCUCAGAAAGCGGAGUCAAGUACCACAUCAUUAAGACUCACUCGGAGGUAAGUACCGGGCCUUGUCAGCAAAGGACUUUGGGGGGAGUCCGCCCUCCCCCCCCCCCGAAAGCUGAAAUUCUCGUGAGGCCUACAGAAGAGUGGUCCCAGUGAGCUGGAAUAAAUCAUUAUUCUUUUCUAAUAAUAUAGGAGUGAAUUUCAAACUUCCAGCUGACUGAAAUUAGUCCCCCAGAUUUGCUACCUUAUUUUCCAGUAGCUAAUUUGGGAGGGGGGGUUGUGGGGAGGGUUUAAUGAAGGGGAGGGGACUUUAGGCCAUUCAUCAUACCCUGCAUCAAAGGCAGUCUAGGUAACUCCCUGUCAGGGACUGGGCAGAUGAUUAGGAAUGGUGGAGACUGUUACCCCAAGAGCCUUCCAGAGAAAGGAGGCAGAGGGUAUGGACCCAGGAUCGUGGUGGUUUGAGACGGGAGACUUCCCAGAAGAGGAAGAAAAGAGCUGGGAAAUCAUGGAGGGUGAGGAACAGGAGCAAUAAUAAUAAUAAUAAUAAUUUAUUAUUUGUACCCCACCCAUCUGGGUGGGUUUCCCUAACCACUCUGGGCGGCUUUCAACAGAACAUUAAAAUACAAUAGUCUAUUAAACAUUAAAAGCUUCCCUAAACAGGGCUGCCUUCAGAUGUCUUCUGAAAGCCUGGUAGUUGUUUUUCUCUUCGACAGCUGGUGGGAGGGCUUUCCACAGGGUGGGUGCCACCACCAAGAAGGCCCUCUGCCUGAUUCCCUGUAACUUCUAAGGUAGCCCCACAUAGAGCGCAUUGCAGUAGUCCAGGCGAGAGAUAACUAAAGCAUGCACCACUCUGGCGAGACAGUCUGCGGACAGGGAGGGUCUCAGCCUACCUACCAGGUGGAGCUGAUGCCCUAGUCCUGAACAGGGACAGGAGUCAGAUGUCGUAAAAACAGUACAGCAGCUGAUUGACCCCAUGCCCCUUGAAAGAGGGCUAGGCGUGCUCUUUGUGUCUCUGGUCUCACAGCCAAACAGAAAAGGAAAGAUUCCCUGGUCGGCACCGUAGGCAGCAGGAGGGGUAUGAGAUGUAGAGAAAGUCAGCGGCCAGGGGAAAGAGUGGCCACUCAGGGGAACAGUCCCAUUUCCUGAUUUCCAUGUAUUAAGUAGUGGGUGGACAUAGCAGACGACACAGAGAUUUCUCCAAGUUGUUCUUUAUAAGUAAGCUGGAAUUGAACUGAACAGCAAACAGCUCAGCCGGUCUGCUUUUAUAGGCAGCCGGCUGUCCACAUUGGAACAACAACAGCCUAAAUUAACUUACGUGGACCUGAGUGAAAACUAUACAGUCAUACCUCGGGUUGAAGUAGCUUCGGGUUAAGCACUUUUGGGUUACGCUCCGUGGCGACCCGGAAGUAACGGAGCAUGUUGCUUCCGGGUUUCGCUGCUCGCGCAUGCGCAGACGCUCAAAAUCAUGCUCGGAAGUGGCGAGACGCGCGGAUCCCGUUCACAUCCAGAGGUACCACUGUACACAAUACCCCCUGGUGGCCAGGGUGAGAACUUCCGUACAUAACACCGUGCACAGUGGACGCUUGGGUUGCGAACGUGAUCCGUGUGGGAUGCGCACACGCGGGUUGCGAUUCAGUGCUUCUGCGCAUGCGCAAAGCACAGUUUAGCGCUUCUGCACAUGCGUGACCACCGAAACCCGGAUGUAACCUGUCCUGGUACUUCUGGAUUUUGGCUGUCCGUGACCCAAAAAACGCAACCAGAAGCGUCUGUAACCCGAAGUAUGACUGUAUUUCUGAUUCCAAGAAAUGUACUGAAAAGCAGCACUCCGUCUCUCUGCGUGUCUGGAUUCUCUGGGCAGUUAGCCAAGUGAGAUGCCCGUUGGCUUCCCUCCCCUCCCCUCCCCUCCCCUUCCCUUCCCUCCUUUCGUCUCCUUGGUUCACCCAAUUUGGGGGAAGGAUUUUGGGGCAAACCCCCAAACUGAAGCAGGUGAUUGCAGCUCAGAAUGGUUCCAAGUGGGGAUGAGGUGCUUCAUUUAGUUAUUUUUUUAACUUCUGAAAACCGCCACAUUUGCCGGUAGUUGUGGUGUUGCGGCACAGCUGCAGCCGCUGCUAUUCUGCGCCGCGUCCAAAUUGAGUUCCCGACUCUGUGCUCCUUUCCUUCCUUGAACGCAGAACUGGUUCCGGACUUCCACGGAGGCCAUCCGGAAGAAAAAGACCAGCGAGCCGACCGCUGCCAGCCACGAGGAGAAGAAGAAAAGCACAGACGGGAAGAAGAGGGGGCGGAAACCGAAGGAAAGGCCUCCGGAAUCUUCCGCCAAAAGCAAAGAGAUAGGCAAGACGAACCAUAAGAAACCGGCCGGGCCCUGGGAGGCCGCGGACUUCAGCCCCGAUGAGAGAGAGCAAGGUAACAAGCCCCCCCACAGCAAGAAAGGGGGGUCCAGUAAAAUGCCAGAGAAAUAA
Molecule: messenger RNA, 49415 nt
Organism: Podarcis lilfordi (Lilford's wall lizard)
Lineage: Eukaryota; Metazoa; Chordata; Lepidosauria; Squamata; Lacertidae
Source: the annotation of a GenBank genome assembly